GUGUUUGUGAGCGUGUAUGUGUGAGUGUGUCCUCCCCGGCCGCAUGAGAUGAGCUGCCCGCAGUCUUUGCAGCCACUGUUUUCGCCUCCUCCUCCUCCUUCUCCUCUUCUCAUCGACUCUGUGUAUCUGUCCAGUCCGAGAAUGUUGACCACCGUGGCCUGAACCUCCUCUUCAUCUCCUGACUGCCACUCUGCGUGUUUUUGUCUCUGUCGGUAGCAGCCCUCCUCAACUCAGGAGCUCUAAGGUGAGUAACACGUUGCCGGACCGAGACGCUGUUUUUGAGCGUCUAGUAUGGGUGGGAAAGGAAAAUCCACGAGGAGUGGGUAGGGAGCGCGUGUGUUAAAAGUUUAAUGCGCUGUUUUGAUGACACACUGUUUUGCGGGUCGGAACACGUGCAUACUGCGCGUAACCGCCUCGCGGGACCGGGGUUCUUCAUGCCCUCAUGUGUGACAGUAAAUCGGCCGCUCAUUGAACUUUGCUGACAAGUUUAUUCUCGUACAGGACUCUUUUAUUUCGCCACAGAACGACUUGACUGUAUCUCUACUUCCUCCACCGAGCGCGUGCCGACCAGCUGCCUGAUGUAUCUCGUGCACUUUUCUGCACCUUACCCAACAGUUCCUGUGAUUCAAAUGCGUCUUUGGGGAACAGUAUUUUGAUCCCAACAGCUUGCCUUGUUUACAAUUGCGUAACAGCAGUCUACAGUGGCCCAUAGCCUACUUUCUAUCCAGCAGGACUCGCGCUCCCCGCGUGAACCCCCCCCGCGCCUCCCCCCAGCUAAAUUCUGUGAGAGUUUCGCCAGUCUCGCCUUAUCGCCUUAUCCUUUUGGCAGCAUUUGCUUUGGGGGUGGGGAGGGGGGAGGGAAAAGAGGCGUUUUCCCAGGGUUACUCAUGUAGCCCUUUUGCAAUGGUUCCCAAAGUGGGCUCCGAGGACCCUCCAGGGGGUCCUUGGGUGGGUUCCAGGCGGUCCCAAGUAAAGAGGGUAGUUGAAUCAGCUUUAGUGCCAGUGCAGCUUAGCACAUGGAAAGGAAUACGUUUUUAAUCACUGAGCUGACUGUAAAAAAGUGUUAUCAGUGCACUUGUUAAGCUGCACUGGAGUUAAGAAUCAAUGGAACAGCUGAAGUGUUCCCACAGAGACUGUGUUUAAGAGGUCUUAUGAAACCGGGCCUUAAAAUGUGAGUUUCUAUCCUUACGUGAAAAUCUUAGGCAAUAGGCAAUCCUUGGCCUUUUCUAUCCCGCUUCAAUCCUUUGCCCACUCCUGCUUCUACUACUGUAAAUUCUGUAACUCCUCUGUGGUACACUCUAAUCUGUACUUUCACUUACUGCAGCUAACAUCUCCCUCCAGAUGAAAACAGUGAUAUGUCUAAGUUAAACAAUUAUUUGAGAAUGAAUACUAAAAGAUGCUAAAUAGAAGAGUGGGUGUGUGUGUGUGUGUGUGUGUGUGUGUGUGUGUGUGUGUGUGUGUGUGUGUGUGUGUGUGAGAGAGAGAGAGAGAGAAUACCUGAUUGUUAUCUAAUCUAAAUGAAUGCACAAACAUCUUGACAAAGCAACUCUUCAUAGAUAGCCUAAUCUGCCCUGUCAUUUGGGCACUCCUCCAAAUCAAUUUCUUUAUUGGCUGCAUGUGGUCUCUGCAGAAAGUUGCAUAACCAGCCAAAUUUAUGAUUCUGGGAACUAUCGACGUCAGAUGGUGUGUUUUGAAUGCAGAUAGGGGCUCUCGGGAAUGUGGGCUUAGACUAGAAGGAGGCACUGGGGGAAUGAUGCACAUGGUGAGAUGUUGUAGGUGAUGCAUACAAAAUCAGAUCUGUUGGUAAAAACAUUACAAGGAAGGGAGAUACUUAGAAUUUAGGGUUUGUCUGCUGCAUCCACAGAGAUAUUGAUCUUUCUUUACAAUGUGUUACUCACAAGUAAUAAAUCAGUGUGGGAAAAUAAAUGUAUUGAAGGGUCAGGGUCAUAUUGUUGGUAUCAUUUUUACUCCAUAUAAAGCUGUUGGUCUACAUCAAAGUGAAAGCAUCAGAAUCUGGACUUAGGGGAAUCUCACUGAUGUUGAUGUUGUGACAUCAAUAAAUAUUGUUGUGAUCCAAAAAAUCCAGUAUAUUCUAUCUUGACAUGGGCUGAAAAAUUAGAUGCAAUUUCAUGUUAAAUGUGCAUUCACUAUUACACAAUGUGAAAGUCUGAUUUCAUCACAGUUGAUGAGAAAAGGUCUUUUUCAUGCUGACCCGUGUGAUCUCAAGCUGGCUCACAGCAGAGACCAAAUUGUUGGCAAUAAACAAAAAAGACUUCUGUUAGAAUUUAUUUUCUAUAGAAGGGACAUUUUGCAAACAAGGGUAAUAUGAAAAGUCAAAGAACUUGUAAGAUACAGUGGACACAGAAAUAUUUGCUUAAUUAUAGCACUGAAUAUUUUAAUCUUUUAUUAAGCAAUGAUGAGCUAUGUGAUUGCUAUUUUCUGUUUGAAAUACUCUUUAUAAGCCCACUUUCAUUAAACUUGUGAUCUCCACUUUAAAUCUGUUCACAGGUAAAACCUAAAGGAUAAGAAAAUACUAGAUAAUCUGUUGGUUUUGUUGGUGCAAAUAUCGGAUCAAGAUUUUGUCCUUCAUUGCUUUCAUUGUUAAAAGCUAUAGGAUUAAUGAAAGCCUUGCUCCUAAUUCAUAAGUAUGUCUUAGAUUUAACCUUAACAUACCUUUCAGAACUAAGUCAAGCCCAGCACAGUCAGCAACCUCUCUAGAGUCCCUGAAGCACUUUGAAACACACAACCUGCCUGACUGCUGAUACACCACUCAGCUUGGCAACCUCCACUGCUCUGUAUGUUAACCCUCUGUGGCUGAAUAUGGAGCAGUCUGAUCAUGUGACUGCAGCUAUAUACAGUCCAAAAACAUGCUAUAGCCAUGUCUGCUCAACCAUGUGAUUUUUCUGACACUUGGCCAUUCAUAACCAAAAGAGGAUUUCUCUUUUUUCCUCGCCCCUGCCCAUUAUUUCCUGCUUUCUUUUAUUUAAUUAUGUUGUGGUCACAUCUCUGUGCACAUGGCAACCGUUCGAGCUGCGGUUUUCUUUCACCCCCCUCAGCACCAGUCCUGCUAUUUCAAGUCCAUGCUCAGUAAGCACAGGCAUGACGGGGCAUGAACUCGGCAAGACUACAGGCUGCCAAAAGGCUGCUGACUGCACAUAUUGCACAUAAUUAUACUAACAAUAAGCUAUACUCAGCUCACACAAGGGUUCUGACUUGUGUUUUCUGUCUUUUGAGAAACUCAAGAAUCUAAAGUGCGUUUGGUUCUGCCUCUCAGACGCCAACAUUUUUAGUGCAAGGGCUGUGACUUGUUGUACAGCCAUAGCGCGAGCCUCACUUUAAAUCCAAAGACGUUUAAAAAAAUGCAUUAAAGAUUCGUUACCUAGCUUGCCCCUGCUUGUGUACAGUGCAUAUAGCUUCAACUGCAACCCAGAAGGAAAAGUGGCUGAGAUAUCCUAUUAGCUGGUGUUGGUGGUAUGAGAGCUUGUGGCCGUGCUCUCGGCAGCAUUCCUCUGGGUCUUGCGUCAGCCAGCAGUCAUUCAGCACUGGUUAGUCUAGGCUUAUACACCGUUAAUACCCCCUCCCUGAUGUCAUGACACCAUUAACCCAAGCCUGCUGGGAGAGCGUCGUGCAGUUCAUGUCAGUUGACUGACUCAGGCCAGGAUCUAAAGGCAUAGUGACUUUAUCCACUGGACAGAAAGGCUCAGCUGGACUCCCAGUGGUCAGAAUGUGCGCGGGAUUGCUUUUUGUUUUAUGACUGACAGACCACUUUAUAUUUAGUUUGGGUCCCCAUUACUCUUCGGAUUGGUUUGCGUUAAAAAAUCGUUUCAGUUUCAAGAAAUUUUAUUUGUAAAUGUCUCCCUAAGUGUUUGUACGGCUGUUUGGAAGAUACUUUGCAAGUUGGCUCAGUUUUAAAGGAAAAUAUUAAAUAUUAAAUAUAUAUAAAUAUAUUUAUAGAGAAAAAAAAAUAGAAAUAUAGUGGAAAAAAAUACUCAAAUGACACAAAUUAAAAAAAAUGUGCUUCUGAAAAUAAGAAGAGAUGAAAUAUCCAGAAAUAUGGAGGGAAGUGAUGUCAAUGGGGUGUAGUGUUGCACCUCCUUGUGCCUCUACAGAAUUUAAAGGACACUUGCCCAGUGCAAGAAGCUGUUCCUGAGUCAGUUUGUGCGUGCUUUGGGGUCCUUUACCUCCAACCUGAGGGCUGCUAAGAGAGAAGGCGUUUGUGAGGGUGGGUUGAUGAUCCUCAUAGACUUUCUGAUACAACUCUGAACAUACAGCUCUCAACCAGUGAUGUGCUGGGCUCUACGCACCACCUUCUCCAGGGCUGUCUGGCCCAUGAUAGCCAAAGACAGUAUAAUCAAGACAAAUGUGACCGCAUAUUACUAACAUUAUAGCCCAUGUAAUGUUUUACAUACUAUCUUGACCCACAAAGAAAUCAUGUUUUGCAUAAGGAGUAAUCUCGAAGAUUUUCGCAGAAGCUUUACUUCUACGGCAGAAAAAAAAAACGUGCAAUCUUAUUCCUCUUUCUCCUCCUCUUCACUGUAAAUAUGAAUCUGUACACACCUAUUUCUCAUCACUUUCCAAUUGUUGAGUUUUCCACUGUCUGAUGUCGAACCAAAUGUCGCUGAAACUCAAGCUUGCAUAAGGCAAAACUUUUGCUUCUCUUCUGAAGGUAACGAAACCCCUCAGGGCCUCUGUGAUGGGGUUGGUGCAGGUCAUGAUCAGUGGAUGCACAGAGACAUGUCACAUGAACUAUGUGUACGCCAUGUUUCCCUUUAUUCUCAUGUUCUUUUGCUUUUGUCUCUAUACUUCUGAUGUUUCUCAGUUUGUUUUUUUCUCUUUGUCCAUCAGUCUGCCCCUUUGUCUGCGCCUCUCAGCCGUCUCUUUCUUGAGCAAGCCUCUGUCUCCUCGUUGCACUGUCCUUAUCUGCCUGUCUCCCUCCGUUGAACUGUGUCACAGUGUACCAGCUGGAAUCUGCAAUGCGAAAUCAAAACAAGCCAUGGAUAGUUGGCUUUGGUAGAUGUACCGUACUCAUACCAUUUGUUUUUGUCCAGAAAUAUUUCCCUGUGUGAAACCUCAGAACAAAAAUAGUUAUUUUUCGGUCCAAAAUCUCAGUACAUUUACUUUUGACAGUUUAAAUCCAGAACAUUUGAGUGGCUACAUGUAUUUUGUUUCAAUUAUUUCCCUUUCUGCCUUUUUGUCUAGUAGUAAUAAACCCAGACUUCAAAGCAAUCAGGCUUUGCAGUGGUGUACUUUAGUGCUUAUAAUAGGGAUUUAUGCUAAGUUCUUCAUAAUAUGAUUUUUCUCAACCAGCCAAGCUAAUUGGCAUUCCUAAGAGCGAGUAAAAUCAAUCAUCAAAUGGUAAAACAGAAGUCUUUUGGUAAUCUUGUAAAAAAAUGUUAAUUUUGGGCUGUGUAUAACAGCAGGGUCAGCUAUAUGAAUAUGAAGAGGUCAUGUGCCACCAACAGAUGUAGUUAACAAACCGUCAUGAGAAGGCAGGUCCAUCCAUCGCUGUCUUCUGGGGCCGCCAUUGCAGUCAGCUGGUGCACAAGCACAAUUGCUUCCAAGUCCCCUCAUUCAUCUCUGCCAUUGCGUAAGAGCAGUUCUCCUAUGCAGCCCAAUGAAAUCCUCAUCCAAUUAGGCACUGUCCAUGUUUCCAAAAGGCCUUUCUCUCAUAGACUGGUGCUAUUCAGCUUCCCCCGGCAUGACAUCAGGCCCUCUCUUAUAGCCCCACUUUACGCUGCUGCUCUCAAAUAAUGAAAGCUGCCAAUUAAUGACUAAUCAACAUGUGCAACAAGCACAUCCAGCGAGGAGUGACUACCAUCUAAUCUGCUGAUUAAAACAGAAGACAGAGAUGCUCUGUUCAACUCUCUCUCCACGUCUCGCAGUGUUGCAUUGCUGCAGAAACAACAGCCAGCCCACACACACAUUCACCCACAAACACACAAACUACCAAGUUGAUGCGUGUAGUUAUUAAAAGAUUUGAUUUUAAAGUGUCUCGAAAUAACAAAAGGUUUGAUCAGUUAUUGUAAUAAAUAUUACAUUUCUUUGUGUUUUUCAGCUGUUUUAAAAUCCAAAUUCCGAUAAAAGAUUGGGCACUGUUGACAAAAAACAGAUUUUGGUGGCCUGCAAAUCUUCAAAACCAUAUAAUUUAAUUGAAAAUAGUGCUAUACGUCGUCCAACGAAUCCAGAUUCAUGUCUGUCAGCAUAAUACAUUUUGCAGAUGUCAUCAAUUACUGUGUAAAAUGUUGAAAGAUUCCAAGCAGAAGUGUGUAGAAAUCUAUGAGACAAAAGAAACAGGGCUCUUGUAAAACAUCUGGCACAUCAUGGAAAGAAAACUACUACAAAGGAGACCCCAUACAUCUGAGCAGCUCAAACAUCUUGUAAGGCACUAAUAGUCAUCUCAUUUUCAAAACUCCUGAAAAUGAUGUCCUUAACCCUUAAAUGCAUCACAGAGUGUUUUUUUUUUUUUUUUUUUUUUAAUGGAAGGGUGAUGAAAAUCAAUAGUGAAAACACCCCUGUCUCAAUUUUGUUUCAGAGGUGUGGCUGACAUUCAAUAAAAAAGCAUAUAUACUUUCAUAAAACAAUAUUUCUCUGCACUUAUUUUUAUUUUUACAUGUGCAAAGUUCAAAUAAUUUGCAUACCAGUAAAUUUAUUUUUGUAUUUAUUUAAACUUGGUUAUGUGAUGUUCUUUGAUUUCUAUCAUAAUUUAAUUGUCUGAAUUAUAUGUGUUACAUGAGUUUCGUAGCUUGGAACAAAUUCUUAUUUUAAGGCAUGAAACUAUACACAUAGUUAAGAUGAUCUUGUACAGGCUGUUGGAAAUCAGAGGAGAAUCAAAAACCCACGGCACAAAACAAAGCAGACCUUCUGUACAAUCUUUCCAGUCACGCCACUCCCUGGCUUACCCACGGGUUUCUAUAGGCCGCCUUGCCAACGGAAGUUAUGAUAACUCACAGCGUCCAGCUAAAUAUCCACACUUGCGGCGUCUGGCUAGUUCAAACAUAUACAUUAGAAUCGUUGACCUCCCCUCUCUUGGGGUUGAAUUACGGUCAGUACAUUCACUUUAAUGAGCUCUCCAUAAGUCCCCAGACACAGAGUUGGAUCUGUGCCAUUUCAUGAAUUAAGACGCUGUUUAUGUUCUUGACUGCAGCAGGGCAGGAUGAUGGUAGGGGUUGGGUAUAGGGGGGCUAUGACUGGUAACAAAGUCUGGAGAAGGGGGAGCUAUAGAUGCUGGCAUACACAGCAGCAGCGUUGGUAAAUAGUGGGAAUCUGGGGCUGGGGACCUUAUACAAUUUUGGGAGGAGUGGUGCUUGAGCGAUGGGGCAUAACCAAUGACUGUAAAACCGCGGUUAAACCUUAUUUUCGAGAAGUGAAUUUGGACUUUUUUGCCAAACUUUUGAAGGAGAUGACAUGUAUUUGUUGCUUGGUAGUAAUCAGUUCAUCAAUGGUCCAGAUUUAUUGUUAAUUGUAUGGAGUCAUAUGCACGAGCUGCCAGCCAAAUGGCCAUCUGCUUUAUUGAGAUACAUUUCUCCUGAUUUAUCUAGAACCCAGCCGAUAGCACUGAAUGAAAGAGUUAAUGUUUGCUAUUUCAUCUUGUAUUCUGCUGCUUUCACACCUUUUAGCCAUUCUUACAUUUUGAAAAUCUCCUUGAGGCAGACGACUUAUGGAUUUGAAGAUAAGUGGUGUCAAGCUUAUUUCAGCUGCAUUACCUUGUACAGAGACGCUCUGGGUUACAGUGAGAUUCUAGAAAUCACACUGGUCCUAACACAAAUGUGGCAGGCGUAGGGCAUAUUUCAUUCUCAUGCUGUCAGCGUCAUUAUCACAGGAUAAAAUUUCAUAUCUGAAAAUAGGAGAGGUGGUUUCGUAUUGGGUUUCUGGAAAUGCAUUCACUCCAAGUGAAACAUAUGCAACCUAGAGGGAAAUGAUAUCCACAGAAUUCACAUAGAUGAAGUAGAGUGACACUAACUUUGUUGAAAUGCCAUUAAAGUUUCCAGGAUCCAUCUGUUGGAAUAUUACCUUGAAAUGGUACCUUUAGCAUUUUUGCUUUUCCAUGUUUCUUCCUGAAGCAGCUUUUUUUUUUUUUACUUGUAAUCAAAUUCAUGCCAAAUUGGACUUUUAAUGUCUGCAAGCUUACAUAAAGUAGACCGAUAAGGUGCAAUAAGAAACCUUGCAGGAUUGUGCAUCUGUAAGUGGGUAGCGGUGGUUGGAAAUCCUGCAGGAAUAGUUGGGUGCAAGACAGAAACAACAUUGCAGAGAGCUAAAUCUCAGAGUUUUAUUUAUGUUACACUUAACUACCUCAUGUGACCCCCUGGAGGCAUAAAAAACUUCUUUUGACCGUGUGAAAUCUUUCUAAGAAUCUUACAGUUGGUGAUCUGUGAGGAUGUGUGUCUUUACAUUGUGUUAUGAAUGCAUACACAUUUGCUAAUAGUCUUUUCUCUGAUCAUCCACACUGUCUGUAGCCGUCUAACAAAGCAUGCCAACCACGAUGUUGGGGUCCACUUAAGUGAACUUUUUUUUUUUUUUCUGAGUACCCUAUAUGGAAAGAAUGUGCUCUGUAAAUUCCAAAGAUGGCUGAGCGGCGCUGAAUUGCCCCGUGGUAAGCUGUGUCCAGUCCAAUCAGCUGAAGUCAAGUUGACCGAGAUGAGCACAUUUUACUAUUUAAUACGCAGAGGAACAAGUUGACACAGCUGCAUACUGCUAAGCUUUCACAGAUGUUGCAGUGGAGCGUUGAUGGUUCUGAGUUUCUUUUGUCAUGUUUGCAAAAGAGGUAUUUAAAACUCUAAAUUUAAAGACUCAAAACAGUUUUCUGGUAAGUAAAACUUGAGAUUUGAGUCUUUGGAGAAAAACAUAAUCUCUGCCAUACAUUGUCUGUCCUGACAAUGCAUGUUCGAACUCCCUACGCUUGUGCUAUUUUUGCUGACACUACAGACUGAUGAUACCAGUAUCCAUAUCAGUAACUCCAGGCUACUGGCAGGUUUAUGUUACCAUCAAUGUGACCCAAGCGAGCAGCAGCACUUCAACAAAGCACAGCUGGUUAAACAAAAUAGCCGCAUUCUGACGCAUUCCAGCUUUUUUGAUUCUGCAGCGCCAGAAGGACCAUCAAAAAUUAAUGAAUUAUCCCUCAGUAACUCAUCCUUUUAUCAUGUUUGAGAUUUCAUCCACUGUUUCUGUGCAGUAGCUGUCAUGAACACCAACAAAGCUCUUUGGCGUCUAAUAUAAAAGCCGUAUGAACUCUGAUUUUUACACUACUGCACAGGUUUAUGCAGAAGUUUGUUUCUGCGUGGCUCACUGUAAAUAAACUCACUCUGUGGAUGUUUUUUCUAAUGAUGAAAGGAGAGGGAUGUACAGUAUGUAGGCCAGGAAAGCCUUUUCUAGAUGUGGGGAAGCAGGCAGGUGGAUACACAAACAGGUACAGACAGCAGGCGGGUGAAGAGAGAGAGAGACAGACAAACAAACAGACAAGACGCACAGCAGGGAGACAGGCAGAAAGACAAACCAAACAGUCAGACAGGUGGAAAGUGUAGAAAGACAGGUUGACAGUUAAGACUGACAAACCAGAACAACAAGCAGGCACAUUGGUUUGAAAAAAAGAAAAAGUCAAACCGUCUUCUUAGAUUACACAGCAUGUUUGGCGGUUCAGCUCACAAGAUGUUCCCUUUUUUCAGGUUUGGUUUACAUUCAGCCAGAGGGGUUAAGAGUUUAAUAUUUCCAUUUUCCACUCUGGGUAUUUUUAUUGGCCUCUUAGGAAAGAGGGAAGGAGAAAACACUCAGUCUUUUAAUAUGGGGGGAAAGUUGUGGCAGAAAUAAGUAAUGGCUAUUCAAAACCAUAAUGAUGUUUAAUAUACAUUAGUCAGAAUGUGAAUUUGUCAUUUGCAAAAAAAAUAUCCCUGCAUAUUGUUUGCAUUAAGUUGGUUUUGCUUUCGGUUCACUGAUCCCACAUGCCACUUGUUGCCAGCCCUUAGUCUUCUUCUUUACCUCUAUGUUCGGUGUGGUGAGAGCCGGUCAGCCGCUGAUCCACCAGCAUUAAAAAACAGGAACUCUUCGGGGACAUGUUUUUACUGUUUCAAUUAGGCUUUACUUUAAAUAGCCAUGGUUUCUUUCUGGUGAUCGCACCUUUGGCAUCCAAUGUUGGACUUACUACACAGGGAUGUUAAAGUUGGACCCAGAAGGAGCACAAUGUACAUCAACACAUUUACCCCCUAUACCUUCUGAGCAAAGGGACCUUACUAGUGCAUGAUACACAUCACCGUUUAAUCCAAUGACUGAUGUUAUCUCAUUAUUAUUAUUAUUAUUAUUAUUAUUAUUAUUAUUAUUAUUAUUAUUAUUAUUAUUAUUAUUAUUAUUAUUCUUCAGUAAUGAUUAAAAAUACUAUUUUCAUUGGUUGUAACCACAGACUAUAUAAAAGAUGGAUGUAGUGUAGUUCCAGUGGUUAUCUAUCAUAUUAUCAUUCUGAUUACAGUUUCCACCUUCUCUGUUUCCAUGGAUGCUGAAUAAAGGGAUCCAGUUCAAGCGUGUGUGUAUAUGCAUCAAAUAUUUAAUGAGAGUCAAACUAUUCUGAUAUGCUCAGAGUUUUGUCAGCAUCUGAUUAGUUUUGUGUUGCUCCUGCCAUAUUUCUGUCAAAUCAGGCAAUAAAAAAAGUUGAAAGUACUCUUUGUCAUGUAAAGCAGACAUGUGCAGUAAGAAUAGUUUUACCCCGACCAGUAAGAAAUAAAGGAUCAAGAGUUAGGGUAAAACGUCCAAACACCAAAUGGUACAAAUCACCCCCCUUAAGUAGAAUCAAAUUUCUCUCUGUUUGAAAUGGGGUGUGUAUAUGAAGCACUGGCUGAUAUAAGGCUGAUAGUAAAAGGCUCAUUUAUACAAUGUUAGUGACUUUACCUACUGGUCUCUGAAGAAGCAUUUUGAGCCCUAAUGAUGACGAUCAUCAUAUUUGAAAAGCAGACUGAACCUUACUUUUGGUCAGCUUAGAAACAAGCAAGAGGGUGAAGCUGAAGUAGUCUUUGGCCUCCCAGCAGUUUAACUCUGCUGUAAUAAGCAUCUUAAUAUGGGGCAUUAUAUGGACUCAUUGGCCUUAAGUAAACACAUGAGCAAAGGAUUUUUUUGCAACUCUGCUUUGACCUUAUCAUUCAUCACUUUAUUACAAGUUGAUAGGCGUAACCCAGCUGUGAAUUUUCCUUAUUGUCCUGAAAAGAUUGAUAAAUGUACUCAACAGUCAUAUGAGCCUGACAUCCAAGGACAUAAAAGCUCCAGUUUUAUAAUUAAAUCAGUUUCUCAUGUCUUAUUGGCUAAGGUCCAUUGUUGUGUAACAUUAAGUUAUUAAGCCCAUUAAUUCCAAUCACAUUUUGUUAAUGCCACAUUCCUGCUGUCUGAUUUUUUUUUAAAGAUAUUUUUGACUGAGCUGUCACAGUUAUGUCUCCAGGAACUCAAAUUGCAUUAAUCUAUGACAGUAAACAUGACAGUCCUGGUUUGUGUUUUGCUACAUGUCUAGCAUCUUACAGGAAAACAUUUAAAAACUCUUUAAACAGAACUGUUUUUAGAGGCUUUCUUAAACGUGUGUGUUUGUGUGAAACUUGAGAUAUAAAGAAUAAUUCUCACUCUUGAAAAAGACUGGGUGGGUUCUCUUUUAUGCUCGUGGAAUAGAUUUGAAAUAAAUCGACAAAAAGCACCUGUUUCAAAACUUUACUUCUCUGGAAACACCAGAUGCCAGCAGUUGGAGCCGUACACCUUUAGUCUAGUUUUGUGCACGAUGCUUGUGCUGAAAAGAAUUAAUGAUUCUCAGUGUGCUUUAUUGUGACCCUUGUGUUUGAAGUCUCCCUCAUGCAAGUCAGAGCAAAAAAAUCACUUUAAUUAGUCCAGAUGCGGUCACCUCACCGCUGGGUACAGCCGCCGUACCCUGAAUUCCCUUCCUAGCGCUGCAACACCGGCUGGAUAAUUGCACUGUCAAGGUCAGCAAUGGUUAGCUUUUCAGUUCACUGUUGAAGUGGAAAGAAUUGAAUCAAAGGGCUCUGAGAAGGUCUAAUCUCCACACUGGAAUGGCUUUGAUUGUGUCAGGGAGCAAUUAAGCAAAGGUACGUAUAUGUUUGGUCAAUAAAUCAGUCACUAAGAGUCACUGUGGCACAUAUGAGCACUUUGAAACUUGGGAUGCAAGGCAUUUUAAUGCUGCAAGGAACGCUUGAGCUUUUUCCCAUGUUUGAUCAUGCACAGAUGAAACAGAAUUUACAUGGCUGAUGUUGGAAGGCCAUGUAUUUACUGUGAAAUAGUCACUGACAUAUUUAAUCCAUGACAAAUUAAAGCGGUAGUUUUGAUAAGGCAUUAUGCUUCAGUGACCUGAAGUAUAAACCUUUUUGUUUAGCUUCCAGUGUGCACUUAGUCAAAGUCUAAUUUUUGUCCGUAGCUCUUGCACAACCUGCUGACUCCUGAUACAUAAUAAACACACAGUUCAGCCACAGCCAGUCAGCGAGUGUAGGGCAGCCGCCUAAUGAGGGGCCGCUCAGAGAGUUUAGGCUGAUGUUAAUUUGUUUUGUUUUUGUUGUAAACUGUGUGUCUGUAAAUAAUGUGUAAAUGACAAGCUGUCCUUGCAUGCCAACCAACCUGGCCACACACACAGCGGUACACACACAGACACAAACAUACACUUAUCUAUGCACACACUCAUUACAAGCAGGCCCUUUCAGGGGCCCUAGUGAUGGCAGUGCCAAGCUCUUUGAUUAGAAUGCAUUCAUGGUUUGCUCAUUAUGAGCGAGCCCAAUUUUGGACGUAUAUAAAAAAAAAAGGAGUUUCAAUUUUAGGAAUGUGGAAGUGGAAGCUUUGAGCGACCUUUUCCAUUUUCUGAUACAAGAAAUCAAAUCAAAUCAGGGAAUGCCAUGAGCAGACACAACCAUAUUUUUGAUCGCAGAAACCAAACCUUUAAGUAGAUGAUGGUAUAAAUGUAUUGUUUUCUUUCUCAUUAGGGGCCGGUACCCUGAAUCUGAAAAAGUUGUCAAAUGUUUGGGCAGCCUUGGAAAACCCUGCUUCAUCCUGGGACAUGCAUUCAGCAAAUUCUGUGAUUUUAUGAAACACACUCUCUGAUAUUUGCCCUUUGAGCUGUUAUAGGUCUGGUGGAUUUCUGAAUAAGUGAAACCUCCCCUAAAGUAUUGUUAUCCUAAUUUCCUACAAUAUUACCAUGACCUUCGAGGUAACUGCCAUUCAGAAGAGACCUCUCAAGUUUGGCUAGUUGUAUGCUACUUUUGGCCAGUUCUCCUGCUACAAGCUCAAUUGCUACUAUUAUAAUGCUGUAAUGAUCUUAUACCUGGAUCUAAACCAGCACAGAUGACAGCAUCUCCCACCAUUGCACGGUUUGGUUGUGUGUGUAUCUUGAUUGUAUGGGGGUUGGGAGGAAGUUGUAUGUAGGAUGUGUCCAGAUACACUCGUGCAUAAUCACGCAAAGGGGGCAGCAUGUAACCAGCACAGACAUGAGGAUGUUAACCUGCAAGGAGGACUGAAGGCUGGUAGUGCUAGCUCUGCUAGUGUUAGCCACAAACCAUUUUGAUACUGUUCCCCUUAGGCUUUGUGAUCCUGCGUUUAUAAGUAACAUAUGCUCUAUGUGUCUGUUUUGGAUAGUGUGGCUUUAAAUGUCAGUAUAAAUGACAAGAAAUCAUUGCUUCAGGACAUCCCCAUUUGGACCUGUUCAAAAGGUCUUAUAGUUCUGGCAAAGGAUGAUCCUGGAAACACUAACUUGUCUCAGCCUAAAAGAGUUCUAACCAGCCAUAACAAUGUUUAAACUAAACAUGAUUUCUUAGACAAUAAUUUACCUUUAGGUUGUUCUAAUACUGCUCUAAGGCAACACCUAUAACUACAGUGUGUGCUACCGUUCUGGCUGAGUAAAAACAAUCGGAUUUUUGUUUCAGAGAGAUCCUACACAAUCAUUUUAUUAGUGCAACUGACCUACUAUAGGUACACACAAGCAGACUGGGCCAUAACUGAGGCACAUAUGAUAGUACCUGCAGUGAUAGAUCAUCUCCCUCACCUCUUACCUUACCUGUUUGUUAUCCUGCCAUAAAGUGCUUCUAAACAAACAUCAACGAAAACUUUUUCUCAUGACCUUUUUUGGACAAUAAUCAUACAAAGAUUCUCAUUGUCAUUUUGUUAGCAUCACCUCACUGUUAACGUUUAGCCGUUCAACAUAAGGCCUGCUUGCAGUGCUUAACUUAAGGCAGAUUGGUUUUAUCAGCGUUCUUCUUUAAUCACUCAAAGCAAGAUGCAAGAGCUAAAAAUCACACCAGAGCUUCUCAAAGACCUUGAAACCUCCUAAAAAUAGAGCAUUUACACACCCACGCGCUGCCACACAUGUGCAGCAUAUGUAAACAUGCACAUACACGCACACAUGACCACAUACUGACCCAAACGAAUGCUGCAACACAUGUCCAGGCAGCUAUAAGCACACAUACUGUACACACACCCCACAGCCACAAGGGCAGCCUGCUCAAAACCACUAAUGCAAACAUGAGAUAAUAUUAGCUGGCUAUAAAAUGGCAGGUCAUAUUUUUGAAAUACCAGCACGGGGUCAUGAACUGCUGGAUAAAAGAGCAUCAUAGUUGUGAGCCGAGCUGCUUGGCUUAAAAUAUACCCCAGGGGUCUAACUUAAGACCUGGAGAGGUGCCUGCUUGGUAUUUUUGGGUCUGUGUUUACAGGUGUUUAUUCAGUGGCAACAGUGCCAAGAGGUUAAUAGGAUACCCACUUUAAGAAGUUCAAAUAGACUAAAGUCCAUGUUAUUGAAUUUGUGGUUCUUUCGACCCAACGAUGGCCAGGAGGAAGGGGCUAGUGGAGUAGAAGCACACCUUUUAAAGCCCGCUGAGUUACAUUUCUGCUGCAUUUAAGUUUAGGCAAAAACACAAGGUCUCAGCAGAUUUCUCAAUCACCUAACUAUGACUAACAAAAUUAUGUUAAAAUGAUCAGUUGUCUGAAACAUAAAUCAAGCCACAGGAGUCGGACGUUUCAGAAGCAUCUAAUUUGGGCAUUCAGGCUCCAGGAAGUUACAUCAGCUCUUUUACCUUUCAAAUGAUCCGGAGCUCAUGAACUUUAUCCUGAUUGAUAAACAACAAACCUCAGAAGACCUUUGCUGAACUUUACUGCUUUGUUUUACUUUGUUUUCACUGAACACUAUCUUUAUAAUGUUCAGCAUUAAAUCCCUGUAAUAUAAGUCAUCCCUGUUGUAGCAUAAUCAUAUUAUUGAAAAGCUGAAUUUGAUGGUUGCACAUCUCUCAAGGAAAUUGGAUCCUGUUGUGAAAAUAUGAUUGUAAUGCAAAGCUGUUAAUUGGUGAAAUAAUCAUUUCCAAACACUUCAGAAUUUAUAUCCAACCAGUGUUGCUCCCAUGAUGCUUGUUGAUGUUUACUGUGAGUUUAUGUGGGUUAAGAAGUGCUCUGUGCUAUAUCUGUCUCCUCAGAAGCUAGACUUCAUCUUCCUUUCCUUCUGUCAUCCUCCUCUCCUUCCCGUCCAGGACCUCAUCACCCGCCCCCUUUCUUCCUUUGUAGUUUUCCACUAACCUCCAUUUGUCUGCUCCUCUUCCUCUGCAGGUCCUGCUCUGUCCAUCUUGUACUGAAACUCGAUCCGACCAGGUGUGUUGUUUGAAAGAGCUGAGAAACGCAGAACAUGGCUGUGGCCAGAUGUCCGGAUUAUUUCCUGCAUCAUCCUAAUUAUCAGGUAACUUUGAUUUUCUGUGUAGGACUUUCUCUCAGUAACUCAAACUCUUAUCUUGAGUGGAUUUUUUUGUGUGUUAUUUAACUUAUCAACUUAUGUUUGUGGGGCUACAAUGUUGUGGUUUUAGAAAUGAAAAGCCAGCACUAAUGUACCACAGGAUGUGGACCAGGAAGUUCUUUUAUUUGAUAGAAAUCUAAAGCAGAAUUGUGCUGGUGUGAAAUUAAAUAACAUUCGAUCCUGUCACAGAGUCUAACUUUGCAGGGCAUUGCUAACAUGAAUAUAAUCCUUGCAUGAAGCUUCUGGGAAGUUGUUAACCUGAUGGGGUUGUGAAAUAUGAACUCUGUCGCUGUACAAGUCAAAUGCCUGGUAUUAUUUAUAUUUUUAACAUGGGACACUUAUAAUAAACCAUCCAAGAAGAACUCGAGGUACUGCAGGAGUGCUUCCAAGAAUUCUUAAAAAAGGUGAGGGUGCGGAUUCAGGUCACUGUGGUUCUUGCCAACUGUGCUGCCUUUCCCAGCCUCUACCUCUGUCUCUGAUGCUCUUAGCCGUAUAUUUGGCUUACACGUGAUUUGUCAAAACAUUUGGCCUCUUUCAACAUGCUGAAUUAACAAGAAGCUGCAGGGGAACAGUCUGUUGAGCAGUGUUGAUUCAACAGGCUCACUGAAACACCUUCUUAUGGCUCACACAGCCCCAGGUAACAGCUGCUUUUUUAUUCUGAUGUUAUGGUCAGCCCACAUUUAUGAAUCUGGGGCCGUGUGUAGUUAAUGCCUUGUAUCCACCUCUUUAUUCAAGUUAAAGCAUAAGAAUGGAAAAGGAACACUUGGAAAAACAAGUUAUCACUGUAUAGAAAGGAUGCUUUCUAUAUGCUUUUAUGCUAUUUUACAGUAUUAGUUUGAGGCUGUUGAUGGCAUACUUACAUAUAAUGUGAGUAAAUUCAUCCCAAUACAGUUAUUCAGUAACGUAAUAUCUAACAUCAGUUGUUAUCCUCCUAAGUCCAGCAAAUCCAACAGCAAAAUUACCAAAAAAAGUGUCAUAGAAACUAUGUUCUCUGCAAAUACAAAGAAAGUCUUUGAGUGUGAAACCCACAUUGCCUGGGCAUUAUAAUCAGCGAAUCAUGGCCUAUCUAAGUCAAUUGAUAUUGUCUAUUUUCUGAUAUCAUCAUCAUUUUCAUGCACCUCAUUCAAUACCAAAAUCAACAUUGAGAUUAUGAGAUGGUAUCAUCCAGUUGGUUUUUUGCUUGGCAAUGCAAAAUUUUUGUUUACAUUUCAAACUUUUUUACACUCCAAAAUUGCUCGAGUACCAGACAAAUCCAUUCGACUUAAAAAAAAAAAUCUUUUUGUAAAAUAAUCAAAACAGCUGAACUUUUUCUUUGGAAGCCAAAGUCUUGAACUUUGUCUUAUUUGUCAGUUUUGGUAACCACGGGUGGUGGAUUUUGAGCCAGAAUAAGAGUGAGUAAGGACUUCCAAUUAAUCAUGUAUGUUGAAAAUAAGAAGUGUACUGAAAUUUUGAAAAAAAAUAAACUAUGCUUGUGUUCUUUUUUAACUCAUGAUGAAAAUAAUGUUUCACACCAGAAGGAGACAUUUCAAAACCUCUGCCUCUGUAAAGUUCGAUCUCAUUAGUUAAGGUUGAGGUGCACAGUCAUGUUUGCUAAUGCCUAUUAAUCCAAUCUGAAUUUGUUCUACUAAGGUGUAGAUGUUCUAUUUUCCCUCAGGUUUAUUGCAUGCAGCAGAGAACAGAAGAAGGUCUGAAUUAAAAAGAGACAAACAAUUUCUCCUCCCUUAAAUUUUGAGCCCAAACAUUGACUUCUACACAGCAGCUUGCAUCUUGAUGCGCUGAUUUCUGAUCGGGGUGGUAAGGUCAUACUCCACUUCUGCAGUUUUAAGGUCAGUCAAUUUGUUCACACUAGCUUGUGAGGAGCAAAGGGCUUUCAAACAUUUGUAUUAGGGCAGUAGCAUGAUUAGCCUGAUCAGAAGCCACUCUGUUGUUUGCCUGUCAGCUGGGCCAUGGGUUAUCUGUGCCCUUUGACCUCAGAGCUGCGAGGUCAGAGAGUUUAGCUUCUAUAGUCUCCCAGAUCUCUUCAGCUUAGAGAGACAGACACCAAAGAUACAAACUGGGGACUUUGUUUGCGUGUGUUGGUGUGCUUUUAUUUGUAAUAGAGGAAAGUAAGGGUCACUAGUGUGUAUGUUUUGCUGUGUUUCUGCUGUGUUGCUUCAGCUGCAAAGAUGACUCCCAAAACGCUGUGAAAGGAAUCCAUUUUUUAAUGAUGCAUACAAUAACAGAGCAGUUUAAGAAACCAGCCCAACAAUAAUAUUUAACUACAGGGAAUAGGCCUGGAGUUGAGGCUGAGGUGACGACCCCUUUUGGCACAGAGAAUCAUUGUAUAAGCUGUGUCCAAAAUCAGGGGCUGCAUCGUUUGAAGGGGAUUGACUACAAAGGAUGUGUCUCUUCUAGCCGGCAUAGACCACAGUUUGCUGCAAUAGAGUAUGCAGUACAUGGACCCCAAUGUAUAAAUUCCCAGUUGAUGCACACACAGACCUACACAUAUUCACCGGUUUGUUCAGAGCAUUCAGCUAUUACAGAUGUACCUUGACUUGCCGAAUGAGAAAACCCAUUCACUGUGAAAUUCCAGCGUUAUGGCAGAUCUUCACCGAUAAAACUCCAGCAGCGAUUCAAAACAGAUUCAAGUUAAGAUAACAUUCAUGCUGUACUCACAGGGAUUAUAUCUCCACUUUAAUCUUGUUGGUGUUGUAUGAUAGUGAACAGUGAUUAAAAGAAGGUAUGUGCACAGUUAGGCAGAUCUGAUGCAGUGGGAAAAAAAAAAACACAGGACUGUAAGUGGCAGUUCAGAGCUGAUUAAAAAAUUCAGACAAGACCUACGAUACUUUUUAUUGGUUAUAUAAAUUUAACCUUGGCCCCUUUUGUGCAAUAAAACUUAAUUGGAUUGAACAUGCUGCAUAAGCAGAACUCAAGCAAUCCAGUUGGCCAAUAUUGUCAUGUAAUAUAUACAAAAGUUCUGUAUGCCCUCCAGUGUAUUAAGCGUCCACAUAUCUCUGUUCGAUCUCUGGAAAAACAAGCAGAGUCCAGCAGCUGAGCUUGAUUUUCACUGUGAGAGAGCCUAGGAUAGCUGGAUUGUUAUAUCUGGGGCUAAACAUUAACAGGAUUCAGUUGUGUUUCCCAUAACAUGCCAGUAUUCCAAUAAAUCACGAAAUCAGGUUUAUUUUGCUUGGGGCUUUUCACUGUGGGCAUUUCUCUCAUUUGUUAAAGGGACAUUUGACUGAGAACCCCUUUGUGAACUUACUAUUAAGGCAAAGGUGACCAAGUCAGUGUAGUGGCUUUGACACGUCUUUAGUUCAUUUGAGUUCAAAUAAAGUGUCUCAUCACCCUCUGACAAAGUUUUUCCUCUCAAGGGUCAAGAACUGGUACUCAUAGCAUCCUCUGAGGAUGCAGACCUCCCCAAUUUCCCUGCAUUUACAAAGAAAUUUAAUCUAAAUUAUUAUGUGACAGGUUAUACAGAACGACUUGAUAUAUUUGACCAAACUGGAGUUAAUUUGAGAUAACUUGAUUCUCUUGUUCCAUUUUUAACAAAUGUCCUGAGUUUCUGUCUUUGAUAACUUCCACUGACAACGAUUGCAACUAAGCAUGUUGCCUUUGUCUGCAAAAAAACAAACAAACAUCUUCAUAGUCUUAGUUGCAUCGCCCAUAAAUUUUUAAAGCCAAGCCGUAUUAGAAAUGCUGAGUCGACAUAAUUUUUCAGUCAACCUGGAGACAGACAAAAGAGGUGGGGCUGAGACAAGUCUCAGUUUUAGUAUGUUUAAAACAGAUGAGUUUUUAAAAGGUCACGUCUGUACAGUGUAGCUACGAACAAAGAAACAAGUUAUUUGGAUCAAAGCUGUCUUUGGGAAAAGGAUGUAAGCAUGUUCUGUUUGAAACAACAGUGGGGGUUCCUGCUUGGUUUUAACGACAGUUUAAUCCCAAACUAGCAAAGUUUGCAUUUUACGUAGUAGUUAAAUCUUAUGCUUUUUGUGAUUUUCACAUUGGAAACUCUUGAUUUAAUUAAAAGAAGAAAAAAAAACCAAUAUAUAACAUUGUGUCAGAAGACAGAGACAUAAGCAAAAGAAUUCUUUGAGUAAGUUGUAAAAUGUGUUUACAUCAAUGGACCCUGUUUACUGACUCAAAAAUUUACUGUAAGUAUUUAAAUACUGACAACAGACUGUUUCCAUUAAUGGUCUUAUGUUUUAGAGCUGCAGUAAUUAAAACUGAAUUAUCUCACUGUGUUCUUAAUUGCCUAAAGAUUACAGUUUUGAAAAUAAAUGCCAUCAAUCCAAUGUUCUCAAAAAUACAGGUCCUCUAACACCAGAUAUAGUAAAAAGAAGUAAAUAACAGAAACAUUACCAACACUUGCUUACAUUAUUAUUAGAUUAUGAUUGGCUAGAAAAUAAAGCUGUCUAAAACCUAAAUCAGCUCAUGUUGAGUAAAUACUGUGUUUGUGUGUGUGCUGUGUUAGCAGCUCCAACAACAGCUGAGUUUCCACUAACAGAUAAAUGAAGCGGUAGAGCAGACAUAAGUGUGACCCUCUGAUCUCAUUCUGGUUAAUUAUGUAAGAAGGGAUUUCCUCUUGCUGUCUCGUGUUCAUGUAUGUUGCAGUAGGACUGUGUCAUUUAUCCCCCUACUGUCUGCAGGAUGGCCUGCCAGAGGUCCACUCUGUCGAAAGAUUUCCACAUUUCUAAGAUUUUCUUUUCUUCCCUUGUAAAAAGAUUUUAUACCCUAAAACUUGAAUUUCAUUAUUGUCAGCUGCUCUUUUUGGCCUCUUAGCAGGUCAAGUAUUUGUUAUACCCAAUCCCUGGCCAAGACAUUGAACCUCAGUCUGACCUUUUCUAAAGGCGUAGCUUUGACAUGUGCCUCAGUCUUUUCCUUUUUGUUUGAGGCCCUAUCUACAGACCUUUGUGUCUGCCCUGCUUUCAGUGCCGUAACCUUGUCUCUGGCCUUUUACUUACCCCUCUUAAAGACCCUCAACCCCUCAGAGUUCCUUUCAACCUCAUCAAUAUGAAAAGGCCCCUAUAUGCUCCUUGUCAAAAUGUGGCCUACCCUCAUUGCCGUUUUGACCCCUCUUUAGGAACGCCAGAAACACGUGUGUCUGUGCUUAUGCACUUCAGCUUUUGUGUCUGUGAGUAAAAGAAUGAAAGUGAGAGAGACUGUGAAGCUUGAUGAGAAAAAGCUCGAACAAGGAUAAAAAAAAAAGUGAACAAGUAAAGAAAAAAUCUGUGCUUUUAUUUAGUUAUUUUCUCUUUGUCGUCACAACUUCAUGGGCUCCAAUAAACCUUAAACCUAUUCCAAGUCUGCAGUGGCGUGGCUGAGAAUUAUGCAAAAUGACCAGUAUCUAUAGGAUAAAAUCCCCAAGUUAACAUUCAGUCAAUUGUUUGUGGAGGUGUCAAAGGCUGUCUGGGAUUUGGAUUUUUGUGAGAAAGAUCAACAAAAGAGAUCAAGGUGUGCUUCUAAAGCUCCUUUUAGUCCUUUGAGUGUGUUAACUCAUUUACUCCCAGACAACCCUGCAAAGCGGCAUUCAAUGCCAGUAUAUGGUGUGAAAGAGUCCCUGCGUUUUUGCUCAGUGGAGCUGAACCAUGACCAUCCUGUCCUGAACACACACACGCACACACACUAGCGUUGCGCUGUACCAUCCCACCAACCAACCAGCGUCCCAUUGCUGUUUGGGUGACUGGGUAGGGAUCAGUCACAGUCUGGUAGCUGGACCCCCAGACGGUGAGUGUUGAUGAUGGGGUUUGCUGUGUCACGGGGACAAAUGGGGUGAUGCGGUGGUUGUUUUACUGUUUUUUUUUUUUUUAAUUUCAAAAGAAGGUUCCCAUUAAGCUUCGAAGUCUCUUUUCUGAUGCGACCAAAACGGCUGGAACAGGAGACAAUACAAAGACGGAACAAUGCAAUGUAAUGAUUGGAUGCGGUUGGUUUAGUUGGUAUAGAAGAGGGGUUUCUCUAUGGUUGGGGGGGCUGGGGUGGACAGGACCUAUACUGACGUUGAGCCUCCAUUUAUAUCAAGUUUUGGCAGAGAGUUUGCAGUAAAGACACCAGGGAGGAACUCCUGCGACUUCUUCCCCACUCAACAUAAAAAGCUUAGUGUUACGGGCAGGAAAUGGAUUGUACAAAUCCAAACUCUGCAGCUGAGCUUUUAACGUAAAGAAUGGAGGCAUCAGAGUGGGAUUCUUCUUCAAGCUCGACCAUCACAGUGAGUCCAUUUCUUUGCUCUGCCCUUUAAGUCUUUUUGAACAAUUACUUUAUCUGUGUAAUGUGCUGAUUUCACCAUGUGAGCUAAUAGUCAGGCUCAGGAAUAGAAAUGUAUCAUGUAGAAAUACAGAAAUCAUCUGCACCUGUCCACAUUCAAAUAGAAAAAAGGUGUUAUUUCAGUGUUUUUGUUUUGUUUAAAGAGAAUAAAAAGUUGUUUUAUUUCUUAUAUCAGAACUUCAUUCUGCGGCACUCAAUUUGAUGAGUAAUGUGUAUCUGAUAUAUAUACUGUAGUGAAAUUAACUUCUGACAUCAGUAUGUAGAGCCUGGAUGUCCUUCAACGAAUGAGAUUUGGGGUCUUAAGGAUUUCAUGACUGGUACCAGGACCACCAUCAUUCCGUCACUGUAACUCAUUCACUUUUGACAACAAAGAUAAUUUGAACUGACAUGGGGCAAAAAACACAUUUAUCGAGGAAAAAUAGAAAGAAUGAACUGUACAGUAGAAAAAAAAAAAAGUGCAUGAAGAGCUUGCGCUGCCUGUAUUGUCUAUCGGAACUGUAAGUGAGGCAGAAGAAGCAACCGCAACGGCUUUUAUUACAGCAUCGGAGGAGGUUACUCAGAUACACACUGUAGGGUUUUUUUUUUUUUUCCUUCAGCACAGUGGACCGCCCCGGGACGUUCUGUUCCCACUCGUGCUGUCAGGCCUGAGCGGGACAUUCCCUUCACACGUACAUCCACACUCACAGACACAUGCACACAAUAGGUAACCCUGAAAUGAACUAUUCAGGGAUUGUAAAUGCUGGAAUUAUUUCAGAAUGAAAUAUCGCUGCUCUCAUUCUUUCAGCCCUGGUGGAAAUGUGUUUCUCACUGUGCAGCAUGUAGGCAGCUGUGCAUAUUAUUAUGGAGAGAGAGAGAGGUCAGGUAAGGACAUGGUGCUGGAGUUUUAUCGGCUGUGCUCUAGCACACAUCCAGCCAUGUUCACACACUCAGUGUAGAAACAGCUGAGCUUAUCGAACUUAAUCUUUCUAACAACUUUGAAUUUUUAUUACUAUUUGAAACUGUAAUUUUUAAAUUGUUCAAGUUGUGUCUUCCUUUCAUUGAGUAACUUUUUUACAAACCCUCUUUAAACACUAGUAGCUUCUGUCUUAAAACCACAGGGAAUGAAAUAAUACGAGGAUGGUACAGUCUUGUAAUUAUGAACUGCAUACUUUAAUCACACUCUGCCGUUGGGUCAUUUACACCUUUUAAGGGUAUAUAUUCACAUGGUUUUGUAAAAAAUGUACAUUGUUCACAAGGCUUCUCUUCUUGUGCACUUUUACUGUUCUGACCACAGCAGCUGUUUUUCUUUCUUGUUUGUCAGGCUGUAUAUGACCUUUUGUCUCUGCUGCAACUAGACACUCCAACAGCUCUUACUGUGCUUUUUUAUUUGAAAUAAUCCCCCUAUUGUCUUCAAGGUUCUGCAUAAGACAGUCUCUCUCUGCAGUAUCGAGUAUGAAAUGGAGAUAUAAUCAUUCUUUUGUAAGCAAUUUCCAUGUAAAGUCAACUUGUUUGAAUCAGGACUGUCCCAGUAUAGCAGUAUCGAUGAUAAACAUCGAUUUGGAGAAAGAAACACUGAAAUCGUGCAAAAAAUAAAGCACACAGUUAUACACGAGGUCCUUGUGUUGGCCCUUUGCGCUAGCUGCCAAAGAAGAAGCAGCAGCUGUUAGCAGGCUAGCUUUAGCAGCUCUCUGAGAUGAUUAAAUACUCUAGUAAACAGACAUUUAACUUUCAAACAUUCUUAUUCAGAUCCACAUCUGCAGGAAGUAGUUCAUACCUCAAAAUAACAUAGUUAGCAUAGUUCCACCAUGUGGGAAAUAUAACAAACAGAGCAGGAAAAGAAAAAUGACAUGGCAAAUAAACAUUUCUAUGUUAAUGUCUUAACACAUUUUAGUCACAGGGCUGGUAAUGUGGAUAAAUCCCAGGUUUGAACAUCAUUAGAGACAGAUGAUGACAUUCAAGUUACUUCCAUGAUCAAGUCAAAUGUUGCCCUGCUCUUGCUUUGCCUUGUUUUACCUUCUGUUUUCUGAAAAUAUCGUGAUGCUAUUGUUAUAAGAAUUUUAUGGUCACAGUAAUUGUAAGGUGAAAAUCUGAUAUUGUAACAGUCCUUAAUUGAAUACGUAUGUACUUUACCAAAGGAGAAAUGGCCUGCUAUUAUUUGGCUUUCUUCCACCUAUUAAACACAAAUGUGAACAUGAGAAAUAAGCAGAAUUUAUUUAUUUAUUUAUUUUCUUAAUUUGGUAUUUGGUUGCUGCUUUGCCUCUCAAAAAGAUGACAGUAAUUCAAAAAGGUGUGUUUGUUCUGUUACUGAAAUAUGAAGUAUAAUGUCAAACUGUUCUUUCUUUUGUUUCCCUCUCUCUCAGCAGGACAAUAUAGACCGGACCUCCAAUCACAGGCAAGCUGACCUCAUUGGUCCAAGCUUCCAGCAACCAGCCAAUCGAAGCUCUCCAAGCCAUCAAGGUUGGUCUCUAGCCAAAAAAUGUAUACAUUAGAUUACGGGUGUGAAUUUGUUGAUGCUUGUUGAAUAUUCUUAAGUUAAAUGGGGUAUGAAACAAACAACAUGCAUAAGCCUUCUAAUGAAAUGUAGGAUUUUACAUACAGCGGGACCUGUCUUAUUGUAAGCACCCUCUCAGGGCUUACUGUAUAUUGGCUUCAUGUAACUUCAGCCUGCUGUGUAUUCCCCAUUUAUUUCAUGCAUGGGAGGAUACAAGAAGGUAAUAAUAAAUAUGACCCUGGGAUCUGCUGUGAAUUAUUAUGUGUUUUGGUGUGUGUGCGUGCGUGUGUGUGUGUGUGUGUUUCCCUCAUCCUCAUACAGUGUGGAGAACGGCUUGCUGCUCAUUACCCUCCUCUUGUCAGGCGGCGGGUUGAGGGGGAUAAUAUAUAUUUGGGUCUCUUCCGCUGUAAACAUUUCAGCAGUUCAAAGUGUGAUCUGCGUGGACACAGGGUGCCAUUAUAAUUACGCUGCCUAUCUAAUUGUGCCAUACAGGGUUCAUCCAUGACAAUCGGAGCAUGAGAUUUAAGCACAAUAUUGGCUCAGCAUGGGAGGUAAGGGCGGGGAGUCUGUGAGGACUCGACGACUGAAUUAGAACGCUUGGCCCUGGCAUGGGAAAUAAAUGGAGCAGAAAUUACAUUGUCAUUUUACAGAAUCAGCCGGGACGGAGGGAACUCAGAGGCAUCGGCGAGGGAGACGAAUGGAGAUGACUUUAACUAAGGAAGAUUUUUGUUUACACUGUCUAAUAAGUGAUAGUUUGGGGGCACUUUCAGAAGUUAUUUUUGUACCGUAGAUUAUGUCAAGAAAUGUAUUUGGAGCCUGACUCAUGAGACUAUGUUUUAAAGGCAUAAUUCUCCAAUCUUUCUCCCCAUCUUUUUUUUUAAGUUUAGCAAGUAAGUGGGAAUAGUUUAUAGUCAACAAGCUUUUCUAAGUCUUAGGAGCCAUACUACAAAGUCUGCAUUAUCUGAGGAGAGAUUUAGCGUUCAGCCCGGAUACUUCUGGUGUUAUUAGAGGGAAGAUUAUCUUCGCUGACGUAGUUUAACUUGUUUUCCAGUAAACCUACUCUUUAAUUCGAUUUGCCCUCUGAUAGAGCCACCAGCUACUUGCUGUGUUUGCUGCAAAGCUAGACCAGUCAUAAACCUAUUAACUUUAGAGGGAACAGUACAGCUUUGUUGGAACAUGAUCUGCCAUUAUUUCACAUGUUUGGAAUGAGAUACGAUUGAGCGGCUUAUCAGGGCAUUUGCAAGGCAAUAUUUGAUGUCUAGAAAUAGAACUUUCUCCUCAGGAUACUCCCGAUGUGUAAGCCGAGGAUUUACCAUACACAAAAUAAUUGACUGUGAAUUUAUGGUUUUAGAAAGUUUAAUAUGGUUUUCCUGGUUGCGGCCUUUCUUUAAAUAACUAUGAAAAUGAUGAGGCCACAUUGUCCUGAGCUGGGGCAUGACACAUAUGUGAGUCCUCUCCAGUCGCUCACAGAUGCGAUGUCACAGGCUUGCACUGUGCAAAUGCUGUCUCCUCUUUGUUGUUUUUCUCAGACACACGCCAGAGUGACUUCAGUCCUAUAGCUGAGUUCAUUGUCUCUCAGGUUAUAAAACUUACUCGCUGCACGUAAGCCUUGUGCUUGAAAUAUCCAAAAGAAGUACAUAUCUGCAUGUGUGUCAACAAAUUGAAUUAGAUGUUGGGGCAUGCUUAAUUAAAUUUAUCCCAUAGAAACAAUGUGUUCGUCAUCUUUUGCUUACAUCCCUAACAACCACCAGGAAGAUGAUAAUGUGUUCAGGUUUUCAGUCAGAUUCAAAUUUUUGAUAGGAAACAUUGUCUAAAACAUACUUCCAUUUUUAUGUUAUUUAUUUGUUCCCAUGCAUACAUUUAUAUCUCUUCUGCACAUUCUCAAAGUAAAGUUUAUUAGCAGGUCCGCUACAGUUCUCAUACUGAGAUAGUAUGUGUGGUUGUAGCAGUCCUUACUUAGAACAAAUGUCAAAUAUCAUCAAACUUACUCAUAUCUAACUUGUUUAAUGACGUGGAUUAAAAAUUUCUGCAGUAUACUUUUAGGGUCUCACUCACCAGGCCAAAACAACUGUUGAGCAACAAAUCUAAUCAACCAACACAUUGAUCUGAAAGCCCUGUUAACACUUCAUCUCAUUCCUUGAUAUGACCCAUCCAUUCUUAUAUUAUUCCACUUCUGCUUUUGUAGAGGGAAAGUAUGUCAUAGACCUACACGUGCAAGCACACAUGCAUAUAAACAGACACCCACAGUAGUACAAGCAUUGAGGGGCCCCAGUCCAGCGAACAAUAAUGCUCUUAAAAGGGGCUUUUGGAGGGGCAGUGUUAGCAGAUUAGGGCUGUCACUUUUUAUUUAAAAAUUUAAAGCUUCAUUUGAACUCUGGGGGAAAAGUUUGUAUUUGAACUGUAAUGAGCCACUUGAACUCUUAAGAAUACAAUAUACCAGAUCAUCAAGCCGUCUGAAGUAACUUGCCAUAAGAUCAGGCAGAGGGAGCUCUCAUCGUAACCUGGCCAAUACAUGCAAUCUUGACCUUGGUAAACUAAUACAGUAGCGUAUUUUUUGCACUAUAAGGCGCAUCAUCAAUGAAUACGUCUAUCCGCGUCUAUUUUCAUACAUAAGGUACACCGGAUUAUAAAGUGCACCCGUUUAUAAAGUGCAUAAGGCCAAACAAAACAGUCAGAUAAGUCAAACUUUAUUUACCUCAUUCAGUAACUCUGUGAGGCUACGGUAGCUGCAGUGCUCUGACAUGCCAAAAGGACUUUAAGUGUGCCUUAUAGUGCGAAAAAUAAGGUAGUUAUAUUGUAAAGGAGGACAAGCAGAGCCGCACUUAGUGGACAGUCACAACACCAAAACAUCUGAGACGUGCUGUGUUGAGGUGUUUUGGGAUCUACACCUUAGAUGGAAAACUUAAAAACAAAGAUUGGGCUGUCUGAUGACUUUGCAAAGUGGUGGCAGCAGAUGAUGCACCACCAUCCUCAUUACAUGAUGAAUGGAUGGAUGGACAGCGCAAUGACGAGUGUUCAACGACAUAUGACUAUCUUUACUAAAAGCAAAAAAACUUUCACAAUAUUAUUUUAUAGAUAUUUUUUUUUAAUCUUAAAAAUAUUUUUAGGGGUGCUGAUAGCCUAGCGGUUGAAGCGCCCCUCAUUUUGAGUCUGUAGUCCUCGAUGCAGUGGAUGCUCUAAGUCCCUGCCAGGACUGCACUCCUUCCCCUGCUCUCUUCUCUCCACAUUUCCUGUUACUCCUCAGCUGUCUUAUCCAAUCAAGGCAAAACUGCCCUAAGAUAUAGCGCAAAAGAAAGAUUUCUUUAUACUCCCUAUAAAGUAGUUCUUUGAUUUCCCUGGUAAUGGAUUCUUAUCAUCCUCCUUGUGGUCUGAUUUAACAGAAAACUGAACACUCCUCAGAUGUAGUAACAGAGGCGGAAUGAGGGGAAGGAGGUUGAGAUGGACAGUGUUGCAGCCAGCAAGACAGAGUGGCACUGUGUACAUGCAUAUCUGAUUCUGUGGGUAAAUGGAGCACCCACUGUGCUAAUGUGGAUGCCGUAUUGCAAUACAAAGUCACACUGCUACACCAAUGUUGUUCUGUUCCAGAGUGCGAUGUUUUAAGUUUUAAGAUGUAUCAGCAUUUUAGAAAUUAACAUCAAUUUAAAAAAGACAAAAAUACCCAAAGCUGAUUGACAUUGGAUUAAUUUUCUUACUAUUUGAUUUUGAUCAGACACAUUAUUGUGGAAUUGAAAGUCUACUCUGUGAUUAGAAAAAACCUUUUAACCUAUAGUUUUAUCUGUCAAGUUUCCCUGCAAUCUUUUAAAUUGUUAGUUAAGAUAAUUUAGUGACUAGUCAAAGACUAACAUAUCCUGAUUUUAAAAGUUGAAGUGUGAAUUAGUUUUUAGUAAGGUAACUCCUGGUUCCUACAAUACUAAGUGAUGCUGAGCAUUGUGUGAAGUAAAGUUCCUCUGUCAUGUGGUCCUGCUCACCUCGUUUGAACCCACUCUCCCUUUUUCUCUUUUCUUGUUCCUGAUCCAAAGUUCCCCCUGAAGUGAAAUUCUGCCUCUCCGUCCCUCUAUUUACUCCUGUCCCUCCCCUCCAUGUUCAUCUCUGUUUCCCUUUCUCCCUCCCUCCUCCGGUUUCCCACUGAAAUUCCCGCACUCUCCCUCCCCAAUCAGGAGGCUUGGCCCUUGGUGGGUGUGUGUGUGUGUGUGCUGUCACUGCCUGUAUUGUGUUCCCUGGUGCAGAGCCACGCUUUACAGUUUAGACUUGCUCUGUCUAUCAUCCCACUGAUCCCUCUGAAUGGAAACCCCUCUGCUGGGUUUGUACUUAUCCCCCCUUGUGUGUCAUCUAUGUGUGUGUGUGUGUGUGUUCAAUUCAUGCACUGUAUACCCCUUGCAUUCCUUUUCUCGGCAGGAAAGUUGCCCCUCCUCUUUGUUUUUAACAAGCAGGAAUGAAUAAUAAAUGCACAGACUACAUUCCUGAGUUAAAGAAAAACACAAAGCCAUAUGGUUCUUUCUUCUGUACAAUGGUUUGUUUUGGCUGUUUAAUGAUCAGAGGCUUUCAAAACAGCUUUCACGCAGAUUCCAACCAGACUUGACUAGUUUAACCGUUGGUCAAUACUGUAUUUAGCAUGGAUCAGACAAUAGAGCAAGCUGGGACUAUUUUUACCCCUAAUUUAACUGGUUCUAGGUUCUUAUAAGGGGUGGGAGGGUGUGUGUGUAUGAUUGAACUCAAGCCAUGGGAGAAAUUAAACAAUGAGGAAAUGAGAACAAUACAGCUAGUGUUAUCCUUUGACCCAUCAGAGUUUUUUCUUUGGUUGUGACUUCUGCAGUGGAGUUUGGGUCUAUAAAAAGACCGGAUGGAAGAUAAAGGACUGAUUAGAAAAGAUGUUAGGACAAAACAAGCAUUAUUAGAACCUCCUGACACCUGUGUUCUCCCUUUUUUUCCAACACUUUGUAAACAACAAAGAAUUAAUUAAUUAAUCAGGAAAAUCAGUGUCAAAUUCAUCACAAGUGAAAUUAGUUACAUACCAUCCCUACACCUGUGUUUUACAGUUUAUCUAAAUGAUUGGUUUCUUUGCUUGUCUUCACUUGUGACACAGUAUGGCACAAUUUUAUUUACUUUAAUUAAGCUGUGCUUGUUUAAGCCCUUGAAUAUAGGUAUUAUCUCCCCUGCACAAAUACGAAAUUCUCAAGCUCCAAAAUACACAACUGAGAUCCUUAUUUUUCUUCAGUUUUUGUUUUAAAUUCUUGCUGUGCCAUAGACGAAGGGCCUGUGUCCACUGUCUCUACACUAGCAAUGCCCACAACCACAAUUUCAGGGCGCUUUUCAUUGUCGGGUUCGAAAAAGUUGCCUGCUAACAUUUCUGCUUUUCUAAGUAGUGAUUGUUAUAUCUUUUCUAAAAUGUUUCAUGGGUUUGUAUUUGCUUUUGUUCCACUUAUAUAUAUAUAUAUAUAUAUAUAUAUAUAUAUUUUUUUUUUAUAUAUAUAUAUAAACCUUAAAACUGUAAAAAAAAAAAAAAUCUAACUUGUUAAAGCAUUAGCAGCACCUCUAGACUUGGAAAAUAUACCUUUGAAAAAGACGUGCAUUUCGUUUCUCUCCAGUACAGACCUCAGCAUUUGUUACUGACAAAGUCAAUAUCAAAGUUCGGCCCCUUUUUGAUUUUGAUUAGUGAAGGAGAGGUGGCACCGAUGAACCCAAUGGUAAUUCAGAAGCUAAACUGUUUUGAACCAAGAGUGCUGUGAGUGUUAGGACAUUUUAGUGUUAAGGAGACUUAGUGCUAAAAAUGUGUGCAGUAAUGUUAUACAAAUAAAAGUUGCUGGUAGCGCAAAAAAAAAAACCCAACUGCAGUGGACAUAGCCCCUAAAGCUGUGAGUGUCAAGUCUUUGUUUUGUUUAAUAUCUGCUUUGAGACUUAUCUUGAGCAUGAUCAAGCUCAGAUCAUAUUGAUCAUUGUGGUGAUAUUUUCUAUACUUUUGUGAGCAAAUGUGUUACAGACAUUAACUCAAACAACAUGAUAAAACAUGCAAGAUGUGUCCAUCCACAGCUCUGUCUGUAGCUGCUCCUAUAACUGAAGAUGCAGUUGGGUUUAAUAUUGUAAUAUACUGUGGCCUCUAUUUUUAUUGGUUAGCCGCGACAAUGUCACUUGAUCCAACCAAAGCCAAGUUAUUAGGCAGAACUUCCACUUUCCUUACUCCCAGCCAAGCAAGUUUUCCCCCACGGCCAAAUCUUCAGAGGUUAAAUCCUGUGUGCGUGCCUGCUUGCAUGUAGUCCAUGUAAUCAAUCUGUUUGUCUUACAACUGUGUGCAUGACGCAGGCUUUUGUUUGUCCAAUUGUGACAUGCAUAGGUGAUUUGGAGGAUGACUAAUAAUGAUGCAAAAAUCUUGCGUCCAUGAAUACGCAUGUGGGUUGUUUUUUUUGUCUUUGUAUGAAUACAGAUCUGUCAUUCUCCUUGUGAGGCCGAACUAGGUCAGAAUUAUGAGGAAAUAUAUUUUCUCUCCCUCGCUUGAGGGCAUAUGUCUCACCUAGUAAGAAUGAUGGAUGCUGAGCAGAUGAUAGAUUCGAGGUAAAGUAUAUCUUGGAAUAUUCCCUCACUUUUGAUGUAGUUCCUGGUUUACCCUUGGAUAGUUUGUUUGACUUUGUUAUCCUAGGAAAGUUAUAUUUGGGGCAUCACCUACAUUCUAAUAAAGCAGCUUCACUCAGUGUUAUAGUUGUCUAGGGCUGCACUUCUGUUGGCCUUAUGUAUGGCCUUGUAUGUAUCCUGUGACCUGUGGUAUAUAGCUCUUUAGCUCUCCAGGCUAUCUAUAAGUAGCUGCUGCAGCUUACCUGUCACUAUUUAUACCUGCAGAUUAACCACCUGUGAUUCAGUGUCACCCGAUACAGUGACCUGACACGUUUUCUGGAAAAGCUCCUCACUUUAGCUUCAGCACAUAGCUCUUGGCAUCAAAGCUGGAGACAACGUUGUGGUGCUGAAUCCAGGAAAAGGGUUUUUUAAUAACAGUAUCCGCAGUAUCCGGGGGGCUUUAAUAACAGUAUCCUUAAAAACAGUAUGGAUACUGUUUUUGUUGACCCCCUUGAACAGUUUUCUUUGAAUGAAAAAAGAAGUAAAAAAAACUGGUGUACUCUCAUACGAAAGUGGCUUCAUGCUCAGGGGGGCUAUAUUUUGAGCUAGUUCCUUUAUAUUUCCCAUCAAUCGGACUGCUGUUUUCAUGGGUCAGCUUUCUGCUGAGCAGCACGACUUUCAGUUGCCCUAGAGUGGCAUGACCCUCACACCACCUCUCAUGAUCCAGCUGUCAGCUGUCCUGAGCUGUAGGGAAAUUACAUGAGUCAUACAGGACAUGGCACAUUUUAAGCCCUGGAGUUGUGACAGUGAACUACAUGAUUAAUAUUUAAAGAUAGCACUUCAUGUGCUUUCAGUGAUCAAUUUAUUCACCUUGAAAGCUUCAACACUUAUUUAUAGGAGCUGAAAUAUGUUUUUCUUUUCAUCCCUAAUAAACCCAAUGGCAUUUUUUUGCACAUUAUUCAAAAACAGCAAAUAUACGGAACAUGGCAUGUUGAAACCAGAACCUUUUUUUAUCUUUGUGAGUCUUGAAUUUACUGUAUUUUAACUUUAUUUAUCUUUUUUAUAUAUUUUAUCUGUUGUGCAGUACUUUGGUAACCUUGUUGUUUUUAAAAUGUUCACUACAGAUAAAGGUGGAUUGGAUUGAAUUGAAUUGAAUGCAUCCAUUCAAGUUUUACCUGGUGUAAAUGUUGUUUAAAUGUCAGGUUAUGUCCUUAAAUCUGCAUGGGGUUCCCUUACAUGAACCCCACUCAUCUGAGGGCCUCAUGCAUGCAGAGGAAGAGCUUGUCUCCCCCUAGUGGCACACUUGUGUCCUACAGUACAGUCGAGGUAUAAGGAUGCAGAGAUUUGAUGAUGAAUUUAUGAGAUAGGUUCCUUUUUCAUAAUGAAGAAUUAUUAAUGAUAUGAUGAGUCACUACAGCAGUUUGUAAUUUCAAAAGAGCAAAGUUAGGCACCCGCUUUACCCCCGAUGAUAAAACUUUCACAGCGUGAAGCAAUUAAGGGAGCAAGCCUCGUUUCAAUCGAGCUCACUUCAAACUUUGAUUCAGCAUGCUGCUGGUGUCAGAUGAAAAAUUCACUUCAUGAAUUUAGAUGCGCCUGGAGGUUUUCGCGGCGGCUUUGAGGAUUGAUUCCCCCAUUUGAAAAGAAUUCCACCUCCUGCCUUUAAAGACCUUUAAAAGCAGAAUAUUUGAUACAUGCAGUGAAUUUAGAGCAGAUUCUUACAGUGUGUUGCCUUGGCUGUGAACCCCAGUGAUUGUUAGCAGUGUUAUGGGCGGGUUUGUACUCGUACCUAUUAUCCCUGGAAAUGUGGCUCACAUGACAGCACAAUGUACGCAGUUAAGAUAGUCAUGCUGAUUGAGCACUCCGGCAAAACUGGUUGCAAAUUUUGUGUGUGUGUGUUUGUGUGUGUAUUUGUGUGUGUACGUGCUUGCGUGCAUGUGUGUGGAAGCUUUUGUGUUCUCUGCAUACCACUGCUUUUUUCCCUCUUCUUCUUUUUUAGAGUUACUUGGAAUGAAGGUGGUACAAAGUGAGGUCACAGGUUCAAAUCCUGGCCACAAUGAAACAGGAGAGGAACAGAAAUAGAAAAGGGAAAGUCCCAACAAUAUCCAGAGAUUUCACUUUUUAUGGACUUGAAGUAUUUUAAACCAAAGCAGGCUUAUAAGAAUGUUGUCUUUUAUUGGGUUUUAUUGGAGUUUAUUUCCAGCUCCAGUAAUGUGUUUCAUUCCCUACACUUUGUUCAUAUCCAGUGCAAAUUACAUUCUUACAUUUCUCCACAGUUUCUCCCUCAGCUUCUCCCAAAAGUCAGUUUCUGAUAUGUUUCUUUCUCCAUCUUUCCUCUAGAGGAUGAUGUCGAUCUAGAGGCCCUGGUGAAUGAUAUGAACUCUUCAUUGGAGAGCCUGUACUCCACCUGCAGUGGUCCGCAGACAGAGUCCACCCCGCUCCUGCACAACGGGCAGACUUCUUCCUCACACCAACACCACCAUCAUCAUCAACAUCAUCAGCAUCACACGCAACAUAACCAGCCUCGGCAGGGUCACUCACACGGUCUAAGUCACGUCUCUCCAGAGCCGCCCUCCUCCUCAUCGUCUGCCGACUCACCACAAAGUGGGCUCAGACGGUCACAGCCCAUGCACAUCCUCGCAGUCAGGUAUUUUAUCAAGUUUGCUUUUUGCAGAUUCUUAACCUGCAAUUUUUCGGUACUUAGAUCAGCUGAAAACUUGAUUGUGUAGCAUCUAAUACACCAGAACUGGAGACAAAAAAACUAAUAAUAUGAUUCCUCAAUGUGCUUGACAAGGUGCAAAAGGAAAAAAAUAUUAGGAAGGCAAAAGAUGAAGACAGUGGGUCUUUGAUAAUUUAAAAGGCGAAAAUGAGAAGGAGCAGGUCUUGUAUGAAUGGAGAGCCACAGCAGCUACAGCAAAGGUUUGAUCACCUUUGGGUUUGACUCUAGUUUUAAGGCACACCUGGGAGCAGCAGAUUUUGGUGCUAAUGAAAGCACAAACAAAAAGAAGUUAGAAAGACCAUUAGAAUAGUAGAUUUCUCAUCUUGGCACAAACAAUACUCCAAUAUUUAAGAAGCUUCAAUAAAGAUACAAAUAACCGUCAUGUACACCGCAAUAACUUCAAAGUCUUUGGUUUACAGGUUCAUACACACACUGAGCCCAUAGAGGAGAAACUCAGGUGAACAUUAAAAUAAAGUUAUUCCUGAUUUAUGGUGACACUGAACCCUGUAAGAUCUAAAAACCCUUUACAAAAAAGAAAAAUAAUAAAAGUAUCUACAUAAACACAAGCUGAAUUGUUUUUUAAACAUUGACAGGGACAACAACGGCACUGAGCUUGAAGAAAACUACUUUUAACCUCAUACAUUUGCACAUGCAAAGCCGAACACACACGCACACACACACACACACAGACACGCACACACAGACCUUCAAACCUUUCUCUUCUGCACACUGAGAAGGAAUCCUCUCACUAUACGCUGUCAUCCCUCCACACCCUCUUGAUAAUUGGGCAUAACAUCUCCUCCCCUCUCCGUAUCUGUAGCCCUUGAAUGACCCGUUCCUCCCUGUCACUCCCUUUUUGUCUCAAACUGCACCAGCAGGAGGAGAAAGGUAAGAAAAUCACACUGUUUUAGUGCAGAAUGCAAACGUCUCUCUCAAUUUGAAGCCAGGCAUCCCAUAUUCUGCUUACUGCAGUUGUUGUACCUUUUUUUGUAUUCGGAAGAAGGAAACAGAAGUAUAGCUGCAAACUUACAGUAGAGAGCUGGUGUCAGCUCUUAUUAUCUGCCUCUGGAGGAUUUGACAGAAACAGAGGAGGGAUGAUCAGGUAGUGGGGUAUUCUGUCUUAUGAGCUCCUUCUCUCUCAAACACACACACACACACACACACUCAUGCGCUCUCACACACUUACACACACACAGACUCAGGCCCUGAAGAUCUUAUUAUUCAGGCCUGACCUCUGGAUAACCCUGUUCUCAAGCUCAGAUGGGACGACAUCAAAAGGCCCGCUCUCUUUUGAACUCACUGGGCUCUACAGAGAGAGUUUGAUAGAAAAAGAAAGAGAAAGAGAGUCUUCUACAGUGAUUCCCUCACUGAGAUCCCCAGCUUUAAUUUCAUAAAAUGACCUGCCCAUUUUUUCGUGAAAAAAUGUUGAAAUCCUGAAAAGUUUAUGAUCAGCUGUCAAAUUAGCGUUCCUCUCCCAGGCGGUACAGUACAUGUGCCUAAUUUAAAAGCUGCUUUAAAGAGAUGUCUUGAUUCAAUAUUGAUGCCUGAUAAAUAUUGCAGAAAAUUAGCCAGCUGGCUGCAGGAGUCUAUGAUUUUCUCUUGCUGGUAGACUGUUCAUUAUCUCUAGAUCAGAUAGAAACAGACAUGAGCAUCGAUACUGUACAGCAAUGCUUUAUUAAUUCCAAUUUUAUUCCUAGCCCAUAUUUCACGUUUGUCAGCGGCUCGGAUUUCAAAGCUCUUUUGUAUCACUUUCAUGAGGCUGAUUCAGGUCAUCACCUCGUGCAUGUGCCAGAAGUACGCUUGACCACAGUAUGACUGAUUUUCUUCUGUUCAGGAGGUUACAGGAGGAGGAGCAGCAGCUGAGAACAUCGUCUCUCCCGGCCAUCCCGAACCCUUUUCCCGAGCUCUGCAGUCCAGCCAGCUCCCCUGUCCUCAGUCCGGGCUCCCUGCCUCCAGGAGAACCCUCCUCUGACAAAUAUGUAAGUCUAACUCAGCGGAGACAAACUUUCAGCAUGUUUCGGGAACUGCGGAAAAAAAACAGUUUUAUCAUUUUCCAGAAGUCAUUUGGACUUUAUAUUUUACUGCACAUUACAAUUAGGUGUGGCAAACCAUGUCACAUGCUUUUCCCUUUGCGAAACAGGAAAUGAGACAUCGUCUGAUACGCAGUUAUUGCAGAUGUUUUGUUCCCUCUCCAUACAGGAACAGAACGUGUUUGGCCAAUAUAAUCCCAAUUAAAAAGAUAAAAUCAAUAUUGGGGAAAAACUUCUGAUUGCAUUUUCAAGCUUUGUUAACUCUACACUCUCUGUUUGCACAGAAACGCUGUGUAUUAUCAUCACAGAGAGAGUAAUUUUUGUGCUAAUUUUAAUGAUACUGAUGCGUACACCACAUUUGUGCAGCAGCCAUAAUCCUCUGACUCAUACUGAGGGUGGGAAGUUCAUAUGAUGUUGUAACAAGUACAGUACUUCAGUUUUCCAGCUGUUUAAGUUUGGGGUAUCUAACAAAACAGAGUCAUUGAACGGUUUCACAGUAGAUUGACAACUGAGAUUUAACAUCCUAAAAGAUGUCUGCCCAUACUUAAAAGUAAACAUCAUACUUGAUAGGCCAUGUACUACUUGUUGACAAUGCCUAGUUGUAGUUAACCUUUCCUAUUGUACUGCAUAAAACAAACAAAAAAAAUACAGCUUCUUUGACCUCCUAGCUAGAAACAAGCCAGUUAGUGGCUUGAUAUUAAUGUGAGCUGCUUUCCGAUGCAACUAAUGGUUCAUCCCAUGUUGCUUUAUUGAUACAUAGGUUUCCCUUUAUGUUUAGAUCUCUGACUUUAUAUUAUGUUGAUGAGCAGUCUAGACAGAGCACAAUACCUUCUUUCACACAUGCACCGCACUCCUGAAAAUUUCCAGACUUUAUCCAGAUGGGCUGCAUGUGUGAGCACAUAUGGCUAAAUUUUUCACCCCAACUUCAUCUGGACUUUUUGCUGCCAGCCCCCCUGAUAAGACUUCAGCUAGAAAUCACAGCAAGUUUGCACAUGAACUCUGCAGGAAAACAUCAAUGAAUUCACUGCAAGGUAGUGAGAGGUGAGAUAAUGAUAGUUGCUGCUUGCUUUGUUGUCUGAAUUAUAUUUUCUACGGUUGUGUUUGUCUCAGUAACAUAAAUCUACAGACCGUCACAAUUACCAAAGAUAAAGAUUCUGCCUGAGCUAAAGUGCCGUUACCCCUAUCCUAAACCAUGGGUAAUAUGUCUGAUGGAGAAUACCUUCUAUUUUAUGCUCCAAUAAUUAUAGCAAUCGGAAAUUAUCUAGGAACUGUAAGUUAAUUUGUCAUAUACUUGGAAAUGAUACAAGUUACAACCUGGAAGCCACAGUUAUGGCAUUAUGGCAGUGUGAUAGUUUCCCACCUUGAGCAUGUCUUCAGGGGACAACAGCUGGCCUGUUUGGGGCAAGUGUCGGACAUGGCUAGAUUAUAUAUGUAACACAUCUGUGCCACUCAAAAUAUAUAUAUUUCUAAAGACUGCCUCACAAUAGGCUCUGAACUCAGCUUCUUUAGUAGUGAACUGUGUGUUGGACAGAGGCAGUCUGGAAUUUUUCCCUGCCAUCCAUGAGCCCCAUGUUUUGCUCAUGUGAGGCAUGUUGAUUGCUUGCAUGUGAUCCCACUGUGCUGUAAAGUUCAUGUGUGCUCAAAGGGUUUGCGGCUUUGUCUGAAAAAAAGAAAAGAAAAAAAAAACUGAGGUGAAGAGUGGAAGAGCAGGCACUACAUAUGUGUGGGUACCUGCAGAUAGCACACAUGGCUGCAGUUCUCUCAGCCUGUUUACAUUAGUGUCUUCAUUUGUUGAAGAAGAUUUAGAGACAAGUCUGUCUAUUCCUGGAAGUCAGAGUCCCUCUAUCGUCACUUUUAAUGAUCUUCAAAUGGGGCCAGCCAAUGCAAGUUACAGUAACAUACUGGCUUACAGUAAUGCGAGGGCGGACUAUUUCUCAUAAAUACUCUCCUGGCUGUGAUCCUAGCCUGGUCUGGUCAUGGCUCUUAUAGAGAGAGAUCCCAAACGGCCAAACACAUGAGUUUAAGACAGCAUGCUGUGUCUCUCUUUUUUUUUUUUUUUAGACAUCAGCUCAUAAAUCACUUGAUGAACUGAUGAAUCUGUGGCAUCCAGUCAAUGCUUUAAGAGAUGGGAAGUUUUGGCUUUGAAUUUCCAUGUGUGACAUAAAUAAAUCUUCAAAUAUUUAAAGUUGGAUGAAGACAUGAGAGGUUAAAUUUCUUUUAGAGCUUACGAGUGGGAAAGUUGUUUCUUGCUCUGUGGGAAAGUCCUAAGCUUGAAUUACUGGCUACAGCAUAAAUUCAACACUUGUGGUAAAUGUUAGUUCAUACGGUAAAUAGGUCAAAGAUUAAUGUCAGACUAAGUGGUUUUGAGUUCUGCAUUGAAUUACAAGCUGUGAUAUAACCCUCUGGCUCUGUUCAAGUAAAACAGGCGGGACUAGUUAAUAUUUAGCAAAAAAAAAAAAAAAAGAUUUUACAAGGCUGGGUGAAAUGCGCGAGAUGGGAAUACUGUUAGUUUUUGAAUUCCCAGACGGCCUGUUAAGAGUGCAGCAUGAGAGUAGGAAGUGGAGCAAGGGUGUGAAGGAGGUGUAGGGUAAAGACAAGCCGUGGAGGUAGAUUACUUCGAUGAACAUGAAGAAUUUUUUGUCAUACUGUGACGAAGGCUAGUAAAUAUGGUUACAGGUCUUUCAGUCUCUGCUUUUUUCAGCCAUUUAGGAGACACACAAUCUAUGUCUGACACUGAUUAUAGUUAUGGCUCCAGUUCAUCGCUCUCUUUGUCAGAUUUUCAUCUUGAGCCAAGUCCUUUCUUCAGUAUGAAUUAAUCUAUUUUUGUUCUCAGACCUUCACAUGUCUGCACACUGAGAUUACUGAAAAUGUUUGUAUAUUCAUGACUAUUCUGAACUUAAUAUAAUAUUUUUGUUCCCUCUUUGGUUGAACAGAAAUGUCUUAUUAUGUCACUAGCAUUUUUUUUUUUACAAAAUAGAGGCAACCCUACAUGCUUACCCAGUGUCACAGAAUGAAUUAAGAGGGAAAAGCCAGUUUGACUAGUUUUCCUUGGCAAUGUCCCUUUAAGCUCCUGCAGUAAGAAAGAGCGGAGGAAAAUCUAAUUUCUCUUCAUGUUUACCAUGCUCAAACAGUGUGCACCCUCAUGUAAACUCAUGUGAAUGUGCUUUGUGCACUGUCCGCCCAUGCAUGCUGGUCUGUUUGUUUUUUAAGAUGCAUGUGUGUUUGUGUGUUUGUCUUUGGGAGUUCUGUAAACUAUUUACAGCACUGGCAGUGUCUAUCCAUUGUUGAUGGCAAUGGAAAAUAUGUCUCAUUGUGGUUAUUCCUCAGUGGAAAUUCAAUUCAGCACCUUUCCACUGAGAGAAAAAAAAAAAAACCCUCCUGCAGAGGCAUCUCAUCACACACAUGUGCUUUGGGGUCCAGAGGCAUGCAGACCUCUGGUAACGAGAUUUACUCGCAAACACAUAUUCCUCCCUCGAGUGGUUUAGCUAUGAGGAGGAGUGGGUGAUCUGUUUAGAGGUACAUCAAGUGCUAUAGUGGGCUGUUCAAUUAUUGCUCUAACUGUUAUCAUUUCAACCACAUGUGCUCUGUUUUAUUCCAGUUUUUUUUUUGUUUCUCUUUGUAUCCCCUCUCUCUGCAGCUCAGUCUGCCAGCCUGCUGGUGAGAAGUUUUUCUGUUUAGUUUACUGAAUUUUCCGACCUCCAGGCGCUUUCUGACAGACUCUCGUACUUGUGUCCCUCUGUUCCUUCUUACCUCAGAACUUGGCCUCAGUGCUGGAGGCGUGAGGACGCUGUGCUGGGCUGUCAGGAAUCACUGGGUACUCUAUUUAACACAGACAUAUGAUUCCCAAUUACCUCACUUUCCUCUGCUCUUCUCUCUCUGGUGUCAUUCUCCAUCCCUGCAGUUUUACCUUUUUUUCUCUCUGGUUUGUUUCUUAAAGCCACUGUGAAAAAAAACUGACUGUUAAAGAGAGCAGGAGGACUUUUUUUGUCAGAAAAUACAGCAUCUGCAGGACAUGAUUGGCAGAGAAAUGAAAGGGAUUGCAUUACCCAUAGGGGGCGCCAUAAUCAACCCAAGCUGAAAGUUCUUCACAGGAGCUUUAAGUUGCACUUUUUGAAAGAGACACACAAGAGUCAAACUGUUUGAAUCUUUAUCAAUGGUUUGGUAUUUACACAAAGUAAUAAUAUACUUUUCAGGAGACGCUUCAGAAGUCUUAUUGAAACGAAGCCAAACAUCUGAUAUUUUGAUUAGAACUGUUGCCCUGGAAGUGUAGCUUGGAUGAAGCACAGAAAACUAAAUCACAAUGAGUAAAUCUGCAUAGUUAAAAAACAGCGUGAUGAUUAAGAACAUCAAACUGGGAAGCUACCAUCUGUGAGCACUGGCUACAGUCCAGUGUGGUAUGUGUGAAAGCAUGCACAGAUUUGUACAAAACCUUAACUAAACUGACUUCCUGUUCCUGCUAAAGGGUACCACAAACAUAAUCUUUGUUGAAUGUAAAUCUAAAUCUACAAACAUCUUUCCAUAUACAGCCAAAGGGGUCUAAAGCAAGCACUACAAGCACGCCACUCUUAUGAAAAUAGUGGGAGCUUGUCAAGUGUAAUCCAUGUCGUGCAAUGGGGAAACCUAUAAGAAGCCUUAAAUGCGAGGCAGUUAACUUGUAUAUCCAUUAAUUUUCUCAGGCCGGGGUUGUGACAGUCUGUCCUCAGUGGUGCCACAGAGAGUGCUGUUAUGUUCUUAUUCGGACACUGUGUUCCCAGGGCAGCCCCAGUCCUGCUAGUGUGGGAACACUGAUUUUGAUCACUGGGUUGCCAGAUUUUGCUGGAUUUACUGUACUUGGACUGGAUGUCCUGCAGCUCACUGGGCUCAAUGGUAUGGCAGGAUCCCCACACCCUGUCUGGAUUUCAUUAUCCCCCCAUUGGUCCAUCUAUCUCUCUUUGUCUCCAACUGUAUGCCAGUGUAUAUCUUUCUGUCUGUCACAAGGUUUCCAUCAGUCAUCCUUCCAGUCUCUGUCCUUUACCUCAAACUUUAAGUUCAGUAAAAAGUCCUCCUCAUUGGAGUGAGCAGGAGUUCUGUGCAGAGUCUGUGAGGCAGUUCAGUUCAUCACAUGAAUACUCAUUCACACAUGAUGAAGUAAGACUCCCAAAAUAGUGCAUGGUGUCAGACAAGCAGUGAGGUUGUGUUGGCACUAAUAAUGUUAGCAAAUGGGCUGUUAGUGCACAUUGCCAGCAUCCUUUUUCAGUCGCACAAGUCAUACUCAAAAAGUGCUGCUAUUUCCUCCAGAAGCACACGUUGUUCCAACUUCCGAACAGUUAUGACAUCUUUGUGUUUUCGACAGGAGGUGAUUUAAAAAACGUAAAAUAACGUGCUGUCCAGGGAUCAUAUUGUGACAAUUAUACAAAUUUUCACUGUACCAAGAUAUGCAGCUCAGGAUAAGCAAUUUAAUGUGAAAAACACAUUUUUCAAAAGUACUACAACUAGGGUGUAAGUUCAGCUGUAUCAUUGAUUGAUUAUUUUGGUGAUCGGUGUGCUCUGCGUUGAUUUUGUCCUAAAUCACAACAUUGGAACAAUGAUGACAAAUAUGAUUUAUCCUUAAAUGAAGAAGCCCGGACAAAAGCUUUUUUUUUUCAUCAAAAUAUUUAUUGAGUUUUAUACGUGUUUAUACUAAAACACUGGAAAACAAGAGUGCCUUAGAAGACAGACACCACAAAACAAUCAACAAGCUGCUUCUCAGACUAAGGGCCGUAUUCAGGAUGGAUUAAUGUUCAUGUAGAAAAUAGAAAACAAACAAAUGAGUUCAAACAUUUCAAAGUUCUCAGAGUAUUUUUUGAGGUAUCUGUGUUGUAUUUCUGUUUUCCUUUUCUCAUGAAUGUCACUCUUUUUUGCAGUAAUAUGUCCAGCCUGGUGUUUAAUAAUUGGUCUGUUCAUAUUUUUUCAAGAAUAUACUAAUUGAUCUUCUUGCAUGUAGGAGACACAUGUCUAUUAUCAGCAGAUCCGUUUUUGUAAAAGUAUUAUUUUUCGUGUAUAACCCCAAGCUAAAAAGUGCUGUAUCCAUAGCAACAGCUUCCAGUAUAAUCCUCUCUAACUUUCCUUUAACCCCAUACAAAAAACUUUUAAUUUUACAACAUUGCCAAACAAAGUGAAACAAUGUCCUUCCCUCAUUCAGGCAUUUGUUACAAAAAUAUUUAUUUAGUUUAACUGGUAUGAUAUAUGUUCUCAUUGUUCAUUAGUACUCAAGUAAUCUUUGUCAGCUAUUACCUGAUUGAGUUUGGACCUUUUCACAGAUUGUUUUCCAGUUCUCUGAUGUUAUAUCCAUUUAUAGGUCUUUCCACUGACAAAAACUUUUUUUACUUGAAAAAUGAUUAAACCAAAUAAUUGUUUAUGACAAGAAAUGAGAAUGAGUUUUCUUCUGAUUGAAAAUCUAUCCAGUGAUCAGUACAGCUCUCUCUAACCUUUUACUCUCUCAAAUACCCUCAGCAUAAUAGGUAAAAGUGCAUCUAAUUGUGGGCGCACCGUGAGGCAUUUAUCUUAAUUUCCUGUAAGAUAAAGUAAAGCAUGAUGAUGUAAAGCAGUCGACAUCCCUAUCAGUAUCUGUUUCUGUUUAUUUUUCUAUUCUUAAUGUAUUCCUGGAACCUGCUGAACCACAGAGUCCCUUAAGGGAUCAUUUACAUUUGCUCUAAUGAUGGUGAUGCUGAUCACUCUCUGCCUCAUCCCCCCUUUCUUCACCCCUGUCUCUGUCUCUCUCUCUCCCUCUCUAUGUCUCUCUCUCUUUCUCUCUCCCUCUCUCAUUCUGUCUCUGCGUGACUUUGCCUCUUGUUGAGUCAGCCAGGCUUCAAAGCUGAGACGCCUCCUUAUCAAAAUAGUCUUUUUUUUUUGAGUGCUGCCUGUAUCAAGUGUAAUGUAACUGAAGUAUCAUUUAAAUCACGAGCUCACCUUGUUAGCAGCCUUAAGAUCAGUUUGUAGAACCGUGUGACCUGUUUCUAAAUAAAUCUGGUGUGAAUAAAGUAACAGGGAAGGUGAGAUGCAGUAAUGUGACAGACAGCAGACUGUCUCCCUUCAAAGUUCAAGCAGCUGACACGCUGUGAAAUAUCAUCAUCAUCAUCAUCAUCAUCAUCAUGCUGCGAGAUCAUCAUGUUACACUCCCUUACUCAUAAAGCUGAUAAACCUCUUAUUUUUACCUUUAUAGAUAGCAAAGUUUAUGAAAAUUUAAAAAAAUGAGGAUGGAUAGUUUUAGUUCAUGAAGGUACAUGACAAGUUAUUUAUGUUUUGGUUGUAUAUUUUUCACAGACUUUAACCCCCUACAAGGACAAAACAUGCAAACAAAGAGUGGCUAAUUCAGCCUUUAAAGUGCUCUCUGCCUGAGCAUUUAUCAGUAGUCACAUUCGAGCUCACUUCACUGACAUGAGUUUGAAAACAUCGUUAUUUUUAGCUCCAUUUUGGCUCCAAAACCAACCAGUCUCCAGCUGCUAAAUGCUUUCCUUUAUUAUUUGGAUCAAUUCUAACUUUGUCUGCCUGAUUAUAGUGCUGUAGUGGCACUUUUUUAAAAUCUAUUUUGGGACAUUUUGUCAGUAAAGAUGUGCAAAGGCUGCCAAUAAAACUAAAAUGAAGUAAGAUAGCUCAGAUGAUGCUGAGGGUUUGUCCCUGUGAGUAAAACCGCAACAUUUCAAGAUUUAUAGCUUCUGUCAUUUACAAGGAGUAAUGUCUUAUAGGCAGGUUGCUCUACAACCUAGUCACCAUGUGUUUAUUCCUCUUAUUACACAGUGAUUUACUCAAGAACCAAAUAAUGAAAAUGAUUUUAUUAGCUCGAUUAGCUUGUUGCAUAUACAGCUUGACCUGGUUACAUAGCAGAAGUUACCCUGUAGCCUUGAAAUGAGCUAAUCUAGCUGUUAAACAUUUCCACUGAAAAAGAGGAAGGAAAAUAAGGUGACCUGGUCAGUGCAAAUCAGUGCAGCACCCAAUUGAAUUUAUUUGCUUGUCACUGUCAAAGUCAGUCCCCCCUUUUUUUCACUUAUUAGCUAACACAGCAUUAUUCCUUCCCUGGUUUACAACGUGAUCACUUUGCUAUUUUUAUGUCUUUUAACAUCUUAACAGAAUUUUUUUUCCUUGUUUUACUUUUCCCAUAGGAAACAGACAAACUCCAUAUUGCAUGGUCCAUAAAUACAGUCAGUCCUCCAGAGUCUGUGACUAGAGCUGUGUCCAUAGCAACAGUCAAGUUCUUCGUAGCAACGGUAUUUCAUGAUUAGCAGAGCAUUAUUUGACAUAAUUAGCCCAACAGAAUCAAGGAAUCAGGACCAUGGAAUAAAUGAGGAUAACAGCUGAAGCAGAUUCAAAUGAGAAAUGAUCCAAACUGCUUUUGGUUUUACACAUUACGAAUUAAACAAUUGACUAAAAUGAUCCUCCACAAAAAUGACUAAAACCAUUAAUUUUAGCUGCUGAGAGAAAGACUAUUUUGUGGGAAAUCGACUACAAAAACCUUGUUCUUGAAUGAUGGGCAUUGAUCCGUCACUUCUCCUCUAGCUCUGCUGAAACAUGACAUUCCUCAUCUGCCUUCUGACUCAGUGUUAGAUAUACUCUGUGCCAAAGGUCAGAUUUUUCCACUGUAAACAGAAAAGCGGAGUGGAAUGCUGUCGAUGCCCAAACUCUUGGCCUCAAUGUGUGGAAACAUCUGUGAGGGUGUGCACCAGUAUGUGUAUUUAAAGUAAAGGUGUGUUUAUGAGGAGGAUCAGAAUUGUUUAUUGUGUGAGCUUAAUGUCUGUAUGUUAGUCUUUGCAAGCAGGCAGGCAUACUUAUGUCUGCAUUGUGCAUAUACAGUAUGAGUGUAAGGGCAUAUGAGGGUAUGUGUAUAAGUGGCCUUUUAUUGUUGGAUUGAUAUGGUUUGCAGGCUGUGCUGUGCCAGAUUGGAAGUGAUACUGCAUAUGUGCAUAUGUGCUAGCUCACUCUUACUGCAGCUUUUAAAUGGAUUUUAAAUUAAAUACAAAUACACACAGAAUUAACAACUAAUCAUGUUUAUGUGAAGGGCAUAUGUGUUGUUUGCAUGUGUGCAAUUAGUACUAUUUAUGCUACUUGGGUUGUUUAUUUCUGUGCGAUUAUUUGCAACUUACGCGGAUGUUAAUAUUGUGCUGAUUUUGUGACUCUGCUUGUGUAUUUGAUUCAAGUCUGCGUAUUCACCUCAUUUUUCCUAACAUGAAAUUUGGUUUCCGAACACACUGACAUUCUCAAACACACACUUGCAUCAUUGCAUGUUAUCUGUUAUUUUUUGUGGCAAAGGUAAAGAGGGCAUGCAUGCCAAAUGUCUCUCUCUCACUCAAGCAAACACACACAGACACAGACACUCACAAAUAUUAUCAAGUGACUGAGGGGAUUUGCAGUUUCCAGUUCUGUGAAAUACAAAUUGUUUGGCUGCUUGAGAAUAAGUGUAACUGAGAGAAGAGACAGACAGGUUGUGGUCAAGUCUGGAACAUGUCAUGUGUCAGAGCCAUAUUUAUCCCUCUCUGCUAAAUGGAAACAUGCCUGGACCUGCUACUGCCACACACACACGCACACAUACACAUACACAACCAGGCACACACAUGGUCUGUUUGAUAAUAAGCAAGGCUGUAAUGAUUAAUCUCAGUUAUAGACCAGUUUGAAUAAAAACUAUUUUAAACUGGAUGAAACCACAAGGGAAUGAAUUCAAACUCAUACCACACACAGGGACCUUUUUGGUUAUGUGUAAUUUGUCCCAUAAUUAAGAUUAUCCAAACUGAACUUAUAUUGAGGCGGACUUUUGGAGUUCUACAUAUGCAAGUUGUCAGACACAAAAUCUCUCUUAAAAAUUAUCCGGUUACAUGCUAAAUUAAUUUGCAUGCUUCCAGUAAAAAUAGGUCAGUGUGACAGCAACCGCCAAGCCAUCUGCAGCCAACAUCAAACAGCUACUCUGUGGUAGAAAACUGCAUGUGAUCAUAGCCCUGAGCCAAUUAAAAGCAGCAGUGUAAAGGCCUAAAUUUGACAUCUAAAAUGGGAUCCAGCUUUGGUGAUUAUGCAUAAAAGCAUAAGAAACAGAUCUCAGAGCUGUUUUGAUUUUUAAGAUGAACACUGACAAAGCAUAGGAAAGAUACAAGAACUCAGUCAGAUGAAUUUUAAAGGCUGUCCCUAAUAGUUUGAAUUUACAAGCAGGACGACCCCCAAACAGCUCUAAUUUGACUGUGAUAUCUGCUUUUUUCUUGUAUUUUGCACAGAAAAUGAAGGGCAAACAGCAGGUUGAAGCUGAAAAGGUCUUAGUCUUGUAGCAGGAGCACUUAAGCGACAUACAGUCAGAGCCUACAGAAGCCUACUGAUUUUACUACAAGUUAAGAAUGUGACUGAACCAGAAAAACACUAAACAGGUCAUUUUUGCCCCCCCACCCCAAAAAAAAUUGUUUCUGUAAUUUUCCUCCAUGGUAUAUCAAUAUAUCUGUUAGGUUUUAAUCAGAUUUUCUCAUGUUCAAGUUUUUGGCAAAAGACAAAUCAUCAGCAAAUAUCUUCUCAUCUCUUUGACCAAAUACCUUGCAGUUAAAACCAGUUUUAUGAUAUAAAUCAGUCUCUGAGGCUCUAUCUUGGUGUUUUGGGUCCUACAAGCUUGGCUGUUGCUUACUCCCUAGUUUAAGUGCCUCAUCCAGAUACAGAUAUGUUUCUGUAUACAAAAAAAAUGUUACUUGACCCAAGUACAGAGAAAAUAAUCAGCUGGGAAUGUUUCAUGUUAAAUUUAUAUAGUCAGAUUUCAUGGAAAACUGAUAAAACCUUUGACUCAUGUAGGCUGACUAAGACAUCAGUUAUGGCCUUAAAUCAAUAAGACAACGCUCUGUAUUGAAUUGCCCAGCUCAAGUGUGUCCAAUGUAGUUAAGUCUUAAAAUGUUUACUUGACAUGUUUCAGCAAGACCAUUGUUAUAUUAUUUAGAAAAUACAAACAUCAAAUUAAUUAUGAGUUUACUUUACAGCUGUUUCAGUAUUGAACAAGAUAAUGUAGGUGGUCAGUGAAGUAGGUACCUCCCUACGCAGAGGCUACAGUCCUCUAAGAACUGGGAAAUUCAAAAUCUGACUGUAUGUAAAUUUAACAUGAAACAUUCCCAGCCUAGAAAAGGCUUCUCUCUCUUCCCCACAUUAUCAAUCUCUCUUGAGGCUCUCCAUCCUAUCUAACAUAAAAACCGAAAGAAUAAACAUAAAAAAAAUACAAGUAAAGUAAAUACAAGUUGUGUGAAACCAGAAGCAUUUCCACAACUGAGUUUAUGUGUACUCAUAUACGUAUAUUAUGACUUCAGACUGCCAAUUUUGUCUGCUUGGAAAUGCUUCAUCAGAACAGAGUUAAGGAUUGUAUUUUUAACAUUGCAUGUUUUUCAUCAUCAUCUUCUAGGCUUCUUUCUUCAUUAAACUUAACUGAAUUAUUUUCUUCUAAAAAUGAGACAGGAGGACCACCCAGGUUCAGUGGAUGAUCCACCUUUAAUGGUCCAUCCCUCUUUGUCCCAAAAGGCAGACAGUGUAAGAAUAGAAGCUACAACUUUCACCCUCCUAAUAGAGCAGGAUCCCAUUACUCCUGCAGCUAAUAGGAAUCCCUGAUAGUGUUUGCUCUCUCCUCUGUCUCUGUAUUUUAGAUAGUCAGAGUAUCAAAUGUGAGUGCUGGUGCAUUUAUCUUCCCCUGGCAGACUACUGAUCCCUGCACAGCAAUGUUGUUGUUAAAAGUCUUUUUAUCACAGUAGAAACAAUUAGAUCGGAUAAAAUGUAUUCAGUGUCUCCAUGCACUUUUAGACACAUGUGUCUGAGUUUGAGUGUCCAUGUGUUUCACAAAGAGAGCAAUGUGUUGCUGCCUGUAGGCAUUUCAUCUGGCCAAAGCUGAAGAGAGCUGCUGGACUCAUGUAGGUCAUGGAGACUGCAUCUCCUGCUCCCUCCUUCUCUCUCUCUCUCUCUCUCUCUCUCUCUCUCUCUCUCUCUCUCUCUCUCUCUCUCUCUCUCUCUCUCUCUCUCUCUCUCUCUCUCUCUCUCUCUCUCUCUCUCUCUCUCUCUCUCUCUCUCUGGGAAAGUAGGACAGCUCAGAUUUCUGAAGCUGCUGCUGUGAAAGUCAGGAAUGACAGAAAGACGAAAAAGCAGGAGGCGAACGAAUAAGAAGACUUGAAAAGACCACUCAAAUCAGCCAUAAUUUAGUUCAUCAUUUAUCUGAUCUAAAAGUUGUUCAGUCUGAACGUGAAGAGACUUUCCUAGUCAUACGUUUCUUCACUGGCUGAUUUUGUCUACUUACUGAACAAUAACAGAGCGGACAGAGCACUUGAAGAUGAAACACUUUUGGUAACAAUGAAAACAGCCAGUUUACUGACACAUAAAGGAAAAAAAUAUUGUUGGAAAUUUGGCCUCAGCCUUCAAAGUUUUGAUAUCAAAGAACAUGUUUGAAAGCUUUGAAGACCCUUCAGUGGAAUGUGAGACAAAGACAGACAAGCGACUGGACUCAGAGAGCUGGCAUUGGCAUCUGUGUCAGGAGAGAGAGAGAGAGGCAGAGAGACACUGUGAUCUUGGCAUCUCCAGAGAAAACUCUCUGUUUGGGGACAGUUUGUACAGAGCUGCAGGACGUACUGUGAUUUCUCUGAACGGGAAAUGACUGUUAGCAGUCGCCUGUGAUGCUGGUAGUGCACUUUACACCCACAAGGCACAAGGACCUUUAGGUGUUUCCAUUCAUAUUUUACUGCCCUUUUCUCUUUUUUCCUUUUAACAUAAAUCAUUUCUCUUUCUUCUAUUAUUCUUUAUCCUUAUAAUUUCUUUAGAAGCCGUCAGUCACAGAAUAAUUUUAAUUAAGUUCUUGUGCAACCAGUGACCCUCUUUUUGUGGAAAAAACAGAACAAAAAUGUCUCUUAUCGUGACAAAAACCUCAGCUAGUUCUACUGCACAAAAUAGCCUAUGUUUGCUGUACAACCGGUGGACCAUUUCCAGUAUAUUUCCAAAAUCAUGCCAGUGAUGUCACUCUGAGUUUGUCCAAUCACAUUUCCCGCCCCCCUCCCUCUGCCCUCCUGCUGUAAUUGGACAAUGGCUCCAAAUCAGUACUGGUCUGAAAGGACAUUUGCUGCCUGGGGUUUGCUGGCAAUCAGCCCUGGUGCACAAUUAAGCAUCCGCCCCCACUUUUACUCCUGUUGGUAAAAUAUUUGGCUCCAUGCGGGGCCUUUCUCAGCAGGUAGUGACAGUAAAUAGAGGAGAGACUGUACUAGUUGGUGUUAAGGAAGUACUCGUAUUUACAAAACCAGUUUAAGUAAACACUGACAUGUUAUGCUUUUCAUCACAAUGGUGAUAUUGUAAAAAAAUGGGAUGGUCUGGUCUAGAUUAAAUGAACACAAAUAAAUGUCACCCAGAAACAAUGGUCCCCUGGAGUAAUGUAGGAGGACUGUUUGACUCCAAAGAAAAUUACUCCAUCAAAAUUAAAACAAGCUUAUGUGAAGCUUUAUUUUUCUAUGGAAGCCUCAAAAAGGGCAUAAUUAAAUGAUUUUAUUCCUCUGUUUUUUUUUAGAUUUUAAGUUAAUUUUCUCAUGAUCUUGAGAGAACAAUGUUUUUACAGCGUGGUCUGGCUUAAGGGGGUCUUGGGGCAGCUGUAGCUUAGUUGGUAGAGCCAGUCAUCUCCCACUUGGAAGGUUGAGGGUUCCAUCUCAGUGCUGUCCGCAUGCCCGCUGGCUGUGCUCAGACAUGUGUGAAUCAAAAAAACUGAUGGACUAUACUUAGCAGUCUCUGACAUUAGUGUGUGAAUGUGACAUGUGAUAUAAAGUGCUUUGAGUUCCACUGUACAUGACUCUGUAUUCUUGGUGUUCACUGGGCAUGUUUCCCGCCUACGUUCCUCUCUAUACCAUCCCUCACUCUCACCGCCAGAAAAUUAACUAGAAAUCUUGAGAGAAACUAUUGAUAUUGACUCGUUAUCACAACAAAGCAAGGAAAGAAAAUACAAUAAAUCAUGUCCUUUUGGGGCUUUCGUAAUUUUCUGUUCAUGUUUUUAUACCUUUAAUUAAUUAAAUUGGAAAACCAACGUCCAAUCUGUUGAAAUAUUCAAAGUUGUAUUGAAGUCUCAUUAAAAGUACUUGCGUUAGUUACAGGAGAUGCUGGUCAGCUGGGCCCUUUUAUUAUGAAAGCAGGACUGUUGUGGAAGCAAGGCUGUGGACCAAAAAAACAAAUGCUAAAGUCAAUGUAAGUUCAAAGUUCAAUGUAGGUUUGAGGUUUAAUUUACUGCCAUUCAAACAUGAAGGACUGAAAUGAGUUACUCAGGGUCAUCAGCGUGAAGCUGGGAAGCUGUUGCACUGUUGUGCGCCGCCAACAUGGACACGCUCCAUUUGUGAAUUUUUCUGCGCUGAACUUUGCCUUCAAACAGCCCCUUUGACUUAGAUUAAAUGUCUUUGUACUCUUUUCAAAACAGAUACACGUUUCUCCGACUGCAGCACACUGAUCAGCUGUUUCAGUCUGCAGACAGUGCGACGCAAACCACUAUGUUAAGGAUAAUUAUUUUUAUUAUUUGCUUUCACUGAUGUUUGUUGAUAUAAAGUUUUAUGCAGUAGAUUGAUUGACAGGUGAAAGUCCAUCAUAAAGCACUGGGUUGAACUAAAUCAGACAUUUAAACCAGACUUAUCAGUUGGCCUUUAGGUAAUCAUGACACUCCAUUCAACCUGAAAUAGACUUUCGACUUCUUUUCUACUGUAGGAUUCCUGAUAUUCAUUCUUUUGUGGUCACUAUAAUGUAUAUGUCUUUAAAUAAAAUGUUUCAUGGCCUUUCUAGGAGUCUGACCUAAAUUUGUGCUACUGGACCUCCAUUGCUAAUUAAAUUUGACCCCGGCUCAGCUCCAAAAUUUUCCAACCUUCAACUUUGUGAUCCUGAGUGGGUGUUAGGACUCUAUUAUCCCUCACAGACAGAGCAGGCUCUGUGGGCUAACUAACUACCCAAUAUACAGUGUACGGUCUAAUGCAUGGCUGCACAGGGUCAGAGAUGGCAGCCUUCCACUGUACAUGACUCUGUAUUGUUGGUGUUCACUGGGCGUCUUUCCCGCCUACGUUUCUCUCUAUACCAUCCCUCACCCCUCCCUCCCUCUGUCCCCUGCCCACCAAAUCCCUUUCUGCCUUCUUUUGCUUCACUGAGCCCAGAUAGGCCUUUAUGUCUUGGGUCUUAAUUUGACGCGGUAAUUGGAUGACAAGGGACAGUUCACCGUCCCUUCCUCAUGAGUCAGCAGAGUUUUCUUGGCUAGCGCCUCCCACCUCUGCUGACUACAGGCGCUGAGCGGGUACAGCCAAUUGUCCGAGGCCCAUUCAGGUUCUUUUUGUGUCUCCAUCUCAUCAUCCGGAUGCCAGCUUCCAGGGGGCGGCUGAGACCACACACAGCCCCACAUUACAGUCAGAGGGGCUUUAUAGAGGGCACUUGUUAAUGGGAAUUUGAAGCAGGGGUGGGUCGUGUGAGCUAAAUCAGCUUAUCAAUGGCCACAGUUCUUUUUUGGCAAGACGUAAAGAGGUUUUGUAGGGCAGCGAUGGAACAGAUAAAGCUAAAAGUGGACAGUGUAGGGGUUUGUCUUGGCAAGACUGAUGACCUGCUAAAAGCCAGGGCCUUGUAAGUAUUUUAUAUAGAAGACAAGUAAAUCCCUGUGCAAUAAAUCUGUGCAAAGCCUGGACAAUGCUGUAUUGUUUUUGAUUUUAAAAAAGUCAGAAGACAUCUAAAACUAGAUCGAAAAAUGUCAAGGUCGUGUAGAUUUUCCACUCUGGACUCAACUGGGUAUGUUCCAGUGGGUUCUGUUGGAGGAACUAGUCUUGCUCGAUAACAAAAUUUAGUUUUUCUUCAGGACUCCUUUAUAUCAUGUUAUGCUGCCAUAAGUAAAUCAAAAGUUCUAUGAAAUUAAACCAGCCUAUGUUGUUUUUAUCUUUAUAUUUACCUAGUGAGUUUACUGUUUGAGCUUGAUACUCUUUUUCUCACAAAAUAUCGUUUGUACUGCUACCAAAAAGCAUAACCAAUUGGAUGUUGUGAUCUUGGAAUGGAGAGGUCCUCCAAAGGGCUGUGGUUAAGGUUAGAGUACACCAUAAUUGUCUGCAGUAUAGCCUGUAGGCUUAACUCAGGGCAAGAAAGUCCCUUGCAUGCAUGUUAAUCAGACAGAAUUCCCCUCUUGUUUCGAUAUUCCAGGAAGAGUUGGGAGUCAACACAGGGUGGAGUUUUGCAUAUCUGGCUUGUCCGCAAGCUGACACACCAACAUUUCUUUGUGAUAUAAGUGACGAGGAGUCUUAUGAUACAUUGUCACUGCCUUUUAACCAUCACUUACUUUCUUCUCUCUGGGUUUCCUCCCUUUUUAAACAGCUUCAAACUGCCUGCUUGUAAUGGAUCCUAAAGUGUGUGGGGGCUUGCAUGCCUAAUGGCUAAUAGUCUUUUUAGGAUGGUAAUCUCCCACAGUAACUCCUAUCUGAUGUAAUGGCCUGUAAUGUGUACGUAAUGCCAGUAGGACUAUUUAUAGUGCGGGAGCCAAUUCUCAGAGAGAUGGAUGCGUGUGAGUUGUUGGGUGUGCACACACAUGCUUAUGUACAUACUCAAGUUUGCACAAAGCACGUUCUCACACAGAGCAGUUUACUUUCUUUUUGUCUCAUUGAGCCUGUCUAGUUUCUGUUGAACUCUGUCUUUGUGGCUCUUAAAGAGGAAAGUGUGUGUGUGUGUGUGUGUGUGUGUGUGUGUGCGUGUGUGUGUGUGUGUGUGUGUGUGUGUGUGUGUGUGUGUGUGUGUGUGUGUGUGCCGGACAGAGUGUGUUUCUGUGUGUCCAGAACUUCCAGCAUACUCAAAAUGUACAAUAUGUGCUUGGCAAUGUGUCUCAAGAUGUGCAUGUAUGUGUAUGUAAGCACAUCUGGGUGCCUGUGUGUCUGUGCGUGCAUGUGUACGCGUGUGUCUUUGUGUCUGUGAAUGAGUGUGUGUUGCCUGAAGCUCUCAGUCUGUCCCGGGGGGAUUACAUCACAAGGAAGUUAUCAGACCUGAGUCAUCAGAGAGGUUGAGAGGCCCUGCUCUGUUCAGCCCCUCCAUCAAAAUGAGGACACAGUGAAAAGCAUUAAAGGAGAGAGAAAUUUCUCUUUCUUUCUUUCUUUCUUUCUUUCUUUCUUUCUUUCUUUCUUUCUUUCUUCAUCUUCAGAUGUCUUUUUUCUUUGGGUCACUUGUUCUUUUCUUGUUUCUUUCUUUCCCGUUUGAGUAAAAAACUUUUCUCUUUUAAUGACUAACCCCUACUUUUUUAUCUCUUUAUCUUCAUCUCCUCCUUUUUAUUCUCUUUUAUCUCAUUUUUCUUUUGUUUCUUCAAAUUUCUGUUCCGUCUGUUCUUGUCUUUUAAUUUCUUUUUCUCAUUCUUAUGUUUUUCUUUAAUCCUUUUUCCAUAUGUGUUUUCUCUUUGUACUGUUUAUGUCUUUUCUUUCUGUUUUGCUCUGCUAUUUACUUUUUCUUUCUGGUUUAUACUUUUAAUUUUUCUUUCUUUUUCUUUUAUGCUUUCAUUUUCUCUUUCAUGUCCUUUUUUUAGACUUUCUGUUUUUAUUUGAUAGUUUCAUUUUCACCUCUUACACCUUUUCUCUCUGCCUCAUUUGGCCAUGACUCGUUCUUCACCCUCAUGUCUUUGCCUUUAAGAAGAUGUAGAAGUGGAGUAGGCCAGUUAAAACGUGUCACUCAGCUGUCAUCUCUAUCUGCUAUCUCAUUCCUUCCACUCACGUGGCAGUCUAAUGAUACCGCCUCACUUCAGGAUAAGAUCUCCACAGCUCCUGCCCAGUAUGCUCACGAGAUUUCUUUGCAGCAUUUGGAAUAGCAGCCUUUGACAAACAACAAAAUUGGUCCGUCAAAAUUGGCCAGCACCAAAAACCUCAUAGAGAUGGUGUUUACAGGAGAGCUACUCUGAUGAUGAUUCAUUCUUCAUUCUGUUCUGAUAUCCUUCUCCAAACUGGCCCAGACUUCUUUUGCUUUUCCUGUUAGCCUUCUUGAGAUUGCCCUGUUCAUCAUGUUCCCACAAUACUCAUUUGCUCAAUGAGUUAAAUAGAUCCUCAAAGAAACCUGAGUGCUGUUUUAAUUUACAGUACCUCAGACAUAACUUUCAAUCAUUUUUUAAUCUUCAUGUUGUCUGCAAUAAAUGCACCUCACAUACUUACCCUGUGUUUGACCUGGGGUACUUAUACAUAAUCAGCCUUAGUUUGACCUCUGUGAGCAAAGAUCUGACUUCUCCUGUUCAUAUAAAACUAUAACUCCACACUAAACCGAAUAAUUAAACAGGACUUAGCUUAAUGCUAGUGGUGCAACGGAUCACAAAACUCACGGAUCGGAUCGUUCCUCGGAUCAAGAGUCACGGAUCGGAUCAUUUUUCGGAUCAGCAAAAAGAAAAAAAAACAAGACAAAUAAAAUAUAUAAAAGUAGUGCACAGGGCAUAAUAUCUUCUUUUUAACAUAAUUAUUAAUGAAAAACAACUUAAAGUACAAUAUACAGGCAUAUCUCCUUCCUUUAAAAUGUAACAAUGAACCAAAAAUGAAGUGUGUGCGCGAUGGGAUGUCGUAACGUGGCUCAAGCACUUUCAGCAUGUUUUUAAAGCCCUCGUUUUGCACAACUGAAUACGGCCUCAUGUCUGCAGCUAUAAACACACCGAUAGAGUUUGUGAAAGCUUUAGCCUGGUCGGAUUGCGCAGGAAGAGGCUGCUUAAAUGCUGCGGUGAUGAGCGGUUGUUGGGCAGCUUUCGUUUUAUCUCAGGUGUUAUGCCAAAGAAUGCACCCCUGCCGUAUAGUGCACACCCUAACGGGAGCGCGGUUGAAAGUACAUAACAAGGCGAAAUAAUACAAGUUUUCCUUACGUUGGAUGUAUUCAACAGCGUUUGCCUUUAAUAAUUUCAUUCAGGCUAUUCAUAUCAAAUAUGAGAUCAUUAUCUCCACUUUAAGAAGCUAACGGGUGGAGGGGAUGCAGGGGGUGCGUUCUACGGCAGGGGUGCAAUCUACGGCACAACACCUGUCAGUAAAACACCCGGGUGAUGUCGCUUCAAAUGCGUGAACAUGCUCGAUGUGUUUCCACUGUCAUAUGGCUUUCUUAUGCCACAGUGCCUACACUCCGUCGCAGUUUUGUACACUGACCUCUUUCCUUCUUCAUCAUAAUUGACAGGGAAGCCAAAAUGCUCCCAUACAGGGGAUUUAAGUGUCGCGGGGCGUUCGAGCUCCUCCUUUCUCCGCUUUCAGAAAUCGAUCCGCGGAUCACAUGUGUGCCGAACCGAAUACGUCGAUCCGAACGGAUCACGGAUCAAUGAUGAUCCGUUGCACCACUACUUAAUGCUGUGCAUCAAAUAGGAUUUGAGAGUCAUGUUUUUGCCCUGGAGAUCGACCAUAGCAGUCUGUGGGAAUAACUUUUUCCACAUUUAUUUUUUUGAUGUAUGAUUUUUUUUUUAUUUUACUGAAAUAGCCAACACUCUCUAGGCAACAGCUUUAUCCCUGCCUCACUGGGGUUUACUGUGGGGGCAUUAUGUGACUCAAGGUUCAUGUUAACCCCACCUGUGUUUGAACCCUGACUAAGGAUUAAGAGUUGUUAUUUUAGUGGUAAAGCUUGAUUCCCACCUUACUUCCCACCACUAUCAGCUACAAUCUAUGUCUCUUACAGAUUGCCAGUUUAAGGCAGGAUAUUUAGACCCUGGCUUCACCUUGUCUUGGAGGCAGAAUGGUUGGGUGAAGUCAUUGUGUUUAUAAUCUGCCAUCAGCGGUUGUAACAGAAGCAUAAUGAGGAGAGAACAGUAGCAAUUUGCAGCGUAGGAGCUGACAGGGCAGAACAGUACUGUGUGUGUGUGUGUGUGUUUAUGUGGCGCUCCCAUGAAGUGAAGUCACACAAUUAGAUACCGGUCAGUAAUAGCUGUCACAGUGAUCUGUUAAAAACGUCAUAGUAGACAGUAGAAAUUUGAAAAUUUGCGAUGUGUAAAAAUAAGGCACUGAUUUAGCAUGUUUUAGCUAGGGAUAUUCAAUAUUAUCAGAAUCCUAUCAGUAUUGACCGCUUAAAAAAGUUAAUCAUCUGUGCUGGAUGAGUUUACAUUUUCUGCUGAUAAUUGUGGCUGGUAGGUUGACGCAGUAGUCAUAUGUCUGUAAUGAAAGCUUUCAGGCCCGAACAAGAAGCUUAAGCAUGCUGGCUAUAUAGAAGUAUUUUGUGUCAGCUGGCACAUCACUGAAAAAUACCUGUCUCAUUUAUUGUAGAAUUAAAUGUUGUUGUCUUGUUUCAUAAAAAAAUACUUUGUCAUAUUAAGAGUAACAAGUAAAUUCUAGUCCAGGAAAGGCUGCAUAGUCUUCACUGUAAAAAAAAGUGUGUUCAUAUAAUAUCAUUAUUGACCAAAAUUAGUUUUAAUAUGUCAACAAAAGUCAAGUAUUGUGUAUCCCUGAUUUAAAUUUCUAUAGAGUGAGCACUGCUGCCCUUUUUCUGUACACGCUGUACACUAACAGAACUUUGUUUGUAACGCAGGACUGCCAUUUGACUCUGUUUGAUGUUGACCUCAUGAAGCAGCAUUCAAAUCAAACAAUGACACAUUUUGCAUCUGCGUUGAACAAACCUGCAGGCCUAGCAGCCUGACAUUGGCCUUAACAAACAAGACUUGAAUUCAUAGUUGUGAAACAAACACUUGACUCCACCUGCGGAUCAGGAGAUAAUCGUGCAGUUAUUGUGUUGAACUCAUUGUGUGUUCAGCUUUUCAUUUCAAAGCCAGACCAGGUCAUAUAGGGUGUGUUGACUUAUUCACAGCAAUGGCAAACACCUCUGUCUUUACAUACAUCUAAACUGCAGCAAACAGAAGAUUAUGUCUUCAGGCCUUUGACUCAAUAUAUGUGGAAUGGGGCUGAGGUCAACCGGUUUAGGAACCAUCAUUAAUGAUUACUGUCUGUGAAAACAUGGAGUGUAUUGCAGCAUGUGUGAGUCUCUUUGGGGCUUUCCCCUCUGGCUGACUAAGUGUGACGUAGAUGAGGGUGUGUGUGUGUGCACUGGUCUGCGUGAGGAGGGGGGGGGGCUGGGUGGGAGAGACAGCUGUGCAGGCUAGAUAUGUAGUUAACAGUAAGAAGCAUUCAUACUGCACAUUCUGCUGCAGUGUGUCACCAGACAGUCUCUCUCUUUCUCUUUCUCUCUCUCUGUGUCUCACUUCCUUUAGCUUCCCACUCUUUUUCACCUCACUUCUCACGUCUAUCUGUCUCCUGCUUCUCCCUAUCCCACUCACACACACCCACAUACGUGCCUGUGUGCAUGUGCAGUCAUUGACACAAAUAUACACACAUUUCUUUCUCUCCCCUCCCCCAGCCACAAAACUCCCUUUUCCCUCUCCAAAGUUUCCCGCUGUAGUAAAUUAAGACAUAGCUCCUUGACAGCUAACAGUUUUACCACUAUUUCCCCUUUCCUGUCGAGGAACUGUGCUUAUUCCUGGAUUACACCUCACCCACACUUGUACUAACACACAUACACGGCAUUUUCCUGGGAAAGGAGAGAAUUGAAGAAAAAGUUGCUUGAAGGACACCGUCAAGCUGUCGUCGCCUGUCCCAGACGGGGUGUGUCAAGUCUUUGGUCUGUCUGAUGCCGUAUUAAAUAUCGGGGUUAAAAGAGGGGUGGGGGGUAGUGUGUGCAUGUCUGAGUGUGUGCAUGUGUGUGCAAAAAGUCUCUCUCUCUUUUUUGUUCUUUGGAGAGAAAGAAUGUUGGCACAAAGCUAUAACCACCAGGGGAGGAGGAGGAGAAGGUCGGAGUGCUCAAGUGCUGCUCCAGGUUUGUUUCAUUUCAUUUGCACUGUAAUGAGUCUUGUUACUGCUGCGAGAGGCAGAGAAAUCUGACUGGGGAGUUCAAAGUUAAGCCACAGGGAAGUAGGGAGGGAAGGAGGGAGGGAGGGAGGGAAGGAGAGAAGGAGGAAGAAAGGAGGGAGAGGAAAAGAAAACCAGAGAAAAGCCAACAAGCCCUCACUUGAAAACUUCUUCACAUUGAGGAGGCAAAGACAAACUUUUACACUCCUUCCUUUAUCCUUUCUUCCUCUUCCUGCUGCUCCUCCUCCUCCUCCUCUCUGCCCCACACCCUUCUCAAAUGAUCCUUGCUCUGAAAAGAAACUGAAGCUCGCAAAGAGGUCUAAAAAAGUUGCCUGUGUCUGUGCAUGACUGUGCGUCUGUGUGUCUACUGGACUCUGUGUGUGUGUGUGUGUGUGUGUGUGUGUGUGUGUGUGUGUGUGUGUGUGUGUGUGUGUGUGUGUGUGUGUGUGUGUGUGCGUGUGCGUGCCUCUGUAUGUGUGCGAGCCUGGGUCUGUGUGGGAAUGAUUACAUCAGCCUGCUGCAGCCUUAUGAUUGGUUGGUGAGCGUGUGGUUUGAUUCAGUGUGCCUCAGAGCCCGUGGCUGAGGCUGUAACCCUUUGUGAGGGAGAGAGAGAGAGAGGGAGAGAGAGAGAGAGAGAGAGGGAGGGCGAGAAAGAAAGAUAGUUGUCAGACUCAGCCAGCACUGGAAGCACUGUACUGUACCUGCUGCCAUCCGAUCACUGACUGUUUCUGAGUCUCUGUCCUGUGAGCUGUGCAGAUACCGGCUUUAGGUCAUACAGACAGUUUCUUUUUUUAAAGACAGAGUGCGGGCGGCCUACAUAGACUGAAGGACUUCUCUGCAGGCUAUGUGACAGGUAGCACAACUGCAACUGUCAACUGCCGGCAUUCAAAUUUGUCCCUGUGUUUCUGGAGGAGACAGGGCGACAGAGGAGCGAGGUUUCCUGUCUUAGUGACUGUGUGUGAGUGUGUUAGUGUGAGUGUGUGAGGAGCCAAGCUCACUCCAAAAAAUGCCUUCGUGUUCCCCGGACUGCUGCCUAUUGCAGGCCGUGGAGGUAAGUCCGCCGCUCUCUUUUCUAUGUCUCUUAUCUCUCCUUGUGUGUCUCUCUGCCUUUCUUUGCCUUCUUCUCUCUUUACAUUUUAAGACCAUUUCUCUUUGAAGUGCUGCUCUGCUCAACCAGAGGCGAGUCACAGACUGUGUAAAUACCUUAAAGGCUGAAGACAGUUUGUCUUUUUCAAGAUGUGAGCAAAGCCGUAAAAAAAUCAAGUCAAAUACGUCACCGGCUUUGACUGAUCCAGACUUCCUUCUGCAUCGGACCAUUUUGGAUGUGUUGUGCGCCUCAGGCCUGGUUUGUGCAUACCGUGAUGCUGUAAGCCGUGUCUUUGCUGAAGAAAGGAGAACAGAAUUUUUCUUUGUCAUGCUACGUUAUGUGGGAAGUGUGCAUACAUGACAUGUGUAGGCUAAGCAGGCUGGAUUCCUGUGUAGGCUAACAAGGCUGGAUUCCUCUGCAAGGUUCAGAAGCCAGCUCGAGCUCCCUCUCUGUGGGCCAUUUGAUGUAUAUCCUGUGACUGUGACUACAUGGUUUCUUUUGGAGAAACCAACCUGUCGACACUUUGCAGAAGUAUUUAAUGGCCAAACUAAGAAGGAAGCUUUGUGUUUCCUUAUUUUUUAGUGAAUCUGUGACGCUCACAAAGGUUUCUGAAUGUAAGUUUAAUAUCUUUUACUCAUAUGAGACUCGAAAGUGGAGUUCGUGUUAGUCCGGGGGAAUCAAUCAUGGGUUAACAUGUGUGUGGGUACUUGACUGAGUCAGUUUUAUCAAUGAAAACAGGUUUUUAUUAACGGCUUUGGAAAACAAAUAUUAAGAUCAAACAAAUAUGCAGUAUAAAGCAUCCGUUCUCGAGCUCGAGUUUUCAUCCCUCGUGUCUCAUCUCUGCACAGUCGCAUGCCUUUUCUUGAUCAUCUGUAAUUGGAAACGCAAUGCUCAUUAUGUCUUGAGCUGCAUGGGAAGACACACAAGUAUGUACGCGAACGCUGUAAGCAGUCCUGCUUUGUGUUCACAAAAGCAUAGGUUUGUAUUUGUGUCUAUAUAACACCAACAGUAUAUGCCAUAAGGAACGCUUGUCUGUGAUUUCUACCACCACAAUUGCUACAUGGUCUUGAUUGUCUGUACUUUUGUAUUGUGUGCUGUAAUUAUAUGCCAGGGUAUGGGAUGGUGUAUGGGGCACUGUAUGUUAAACACUGAAAGAGUGUUUUAAAAACUGCCAGCUUCACCCACCUCUCUGUUUGUCUUUUCAAAAUUGUCUUGUGUUAAGUGACGAGAUCAUAACCAAGAGAGCUUUCUAGCCUUUUUUGUUUCAUGUCUCUCAUACACAAUAACACAUGGCUAAAAGAAAUGAUAUCUAUUUACUUACUCUUUAUAAAUCCAAACAGUGAUGGUUUUCUAAGUAAGUUGAACUCUGUGCACUUUCUCUCUCUAGAUUGUGAAGAUUUUCAGUGAAGACGGCAUGGGUAAAGUGGUGGAGAUCCCAGCCGACAUGACAGCCAGAGACCUGUGCCAGCUCCUGGUUUAUAAAAGCCAUUGUGUCGACGACAACAGUUGGGCACUUGUUGAACACCACCCGCUGCUUGGGCUAGGUAAGGGGCAGGACCACUCACACACAUGAAACAUGCACACACUAACACACUAAUUUACACAAAGUUUUCCCAUACGGACUCUUGGUAAUUUGGUUUGGCUGAGACAUGAAAACAAUCACUGACACACACAGCUGCGUUCACAUGUAUACAUGUGUGCACACAUACUUGGGCAUGCAGACAGUUCAGGCGCAUAUUCUCACGCAGGGAUAUAUUCAAGCAUGAGUGCAUGUGUAUACUAUACAGCAUAUGCACGCACAGGGCUAUAAUGUUCAGUGAUCUAAUCAUGUACAACACUGUCAGCGUGUGAAAACGCUGCUGUAGCUGUGCAGUAUUAUCCAGACCGGGCAGAGCUAUGUAAUCAUGUGAAAAACUGAGACAGACAUUGAGCUGCUUGUCUUUGGAAAACAUGCAGGUUAGCAUGCAAGCGAGUAGAAAAGGACAGAAAUAGACAAUGCUAAGUACAUGAGAUCAUAAUGGCCUGAGCAAGGCUGGAUCAGUGAUUUUUGACUCAUUAGUAUGAUGCCCGAAUGGUGUGACGGGGGGCUGUUGGGAGAAGUUUCUGCUUUGAGUAUGAGAACAUAAGCCGAUGGAUUAUGUUGAAUUCAUCAUUAUAAAAUAAUAGGCUGAUUUCCUGUGUGACCUGAUAAAAAUUCACUGUUGACAAUGUGGUUGGAAGCAUAAAAAAACAAUGUAUGGUCGAACUUUCUGAGGUUAUAUCAUGCAAGUAAACAUCAGAUCCGAAAGUAGGUUACUUUUUGAGCUUACCAAUACUCUCAGGCCUCUUGGGAAACCAGCAGAAACUCCAUUUGGUCCCAGUUCAUAAAUGAAACAAAAGCAGUUAUUGAUAAAUGUCACAGCCCCAAGGCUUUCAUCUAAGGACUCUUGUGAGCUUUACAGAGAAACUAAUUUAGUGUUUGUGGUCGGGAGAAAAAGUUUCUGGAUCAUGCACAGGAUAAUGAUAGCAACAGAGAGGAUCAUAUGGUAUCUGACAUCCUUCACUGCUAUUUUUAACUCCGUCAGGCUCAUUUAAGGUCAGCAGACUGCGUCGAAUCAGGUCUUUCUAUGACCCAAGAUAAAAAAAUACAAAAAUACAACAAAUCAGACUGGGUCUGGACAAAGAUCCAGGACAGACUUCAGGUUAUUCCAGGCCCUGUGCUACUUUGUUGAAAGCAAGUUUCAGGCAAAAAAAAAAAAAAAAACAGGGAUAUUUUGGUAACUGAAAACGCCACCUACGGGUGCUACUAGGCAAAGCUCUGAGUGAGAAAAGAAAGUUGUUUAUUCAAAGGAAUAAAUCAGAGAGCAUGCUGCAUCUUAUGAAUACUAUAACAGGGCAUCCUUUAAACAUUUGGGCACUGUCAGUGUACCUGCAGUGAGGUCCUGGAGUUCAAAAGUGAAAAAUUCCAGGCAAAAAAUUGAGGCAAACCAACUUGUCCGCAGAAAACGACAAAAUGAAAGUUUGUCACAGCAGCUCAGGUUGAUAAUAUUGCCUUUGAGUGUUAGUUAGCAUAAGUAGCUGGUUGCAUAUUCUUCACAGAUGAAGAGGUAAACAUUUAUUAAGGUGUUGGAGAAAGUGUAGAGAAGGUUAGUGUCACACGAAGAAAAAAAACAGAGCUCUCUCACAGUUUCAGUAUCGUUGAAAACCAAACAUGGUUACAAUGAGGCAAGAAGAAGUCUGAAGAGGAGAGAACAGCUCUGAAAAUGCUAUAUUGUUGGGUUUAAUGUAGGGGUAAUUUUAAUCUGCUGCUGUAUAAAGAAGUGAAUGAGCUCUGCUGAUUUUGUGUUACACUUGGCAGUAUAACACCAAGUUCAGAAAGCCGUGGCCAGCUAAAUGCUAGAAAACCCAACCUCCCCCUGAGGAAAGGGUGAUUAUAAAGCACUUAUGGAGACAAGUUGAGCCUGUGCUCUGUGCGCGUGUCUGUACAGUUUAACAGAUGUGGGAGAGAAGGGGGUUAGUUUAAUAUAGAGCUCUAAGCCUGGUGGUGAAACACACAGUAGAAGUAAAAAGAGACAAAAUUUUACUCGUUAUAUCUGACAACUUUUUUCAGCUUAUUUUUAUCUUUCACCAAAGUUAGUCCUACAACCACACGCUCCGUCAUGCUGUCAUGUGAGGAAACUUUCGUAAGAUAUAUUGUGUUAUUUAAAGGACCACUCCCAAACUUCUAACCCAAUAUUUCUCCAUCCAUCAUGAUCUGAUUACAUUUCUCAUCAGAGCUGCCAACACCAUGCUGCCAAAUACAGUUAGGCUGGCUUGUUGUAGAUGACAUCAUUCUUGGCUCGCAGUCAUUUUAUCCUAUUAGAGGCCGUCUUCUAUGCUGGCUCACCUGUACUGCAACUGUAUUCAGUCUGUGCUAGAAUACGGACUUAUAGUAGGUUUUUUUUUAGAAGUUGUAGUAAAUGAGACAAAACGCAGUAGAGUAAUUAAUGUUUAGAUUGUCAAGUUAUGUAUCCCACACAGAAACCAGUACCUGUCUGGCUGUUUGUGUGUGUCUGUGUGUGUGUGUGUGUGUCAUUGCAGCUGUGUUUGCAUUGGGAUUUGCAUCUACCACAAAGUUACACAAAGACCUCCUGUAUAUUAAUCAAUUGUCGCUAAAACCAAAGUGUAAAAAUAUCAUAUUUUUCAGUAUUUUGUGUUGAUUUCCAUUCACAGUCCUUUUUCAUACUUCUGUGUAAUGUGUUGAUUGUACAUGUGUGGUAUCCUAAUAGCUGUUGUUUAGCUUCAGUUUUAUUUUGAACAUUUGAAAACCCUUUUAGUUGUCUUAUUGCUGUCCCUUUCUGAUAGAUAAAAAAUGUGGCUAGUUCCAAGUGUGUGAGUCAUGAAUUUGUCUCUUUCUCUCCUAAACAGUUGUUUAAAUUAUUAUAUUUUAUGAAAUGAAAUAUAAAAAUGGCUGCUAUCAGAAUCCUCUGUUCUGGAUUAAGAAGAUGUAAAUGGUACAAGAUCAGUUGAUUAAAGUUGUGUUUUAUGAGAUCAAAGUUACAGUCAGUUAAGCUCAUAAAAACAAAAAGUCAGUUCAGUGUUAAAAAGUUAUCUGGGGUACCAGUUUGGCUCAAAAGAUGAAUUGUGCACCCCAUUUAUGGAGGCUGUCACCCCAAAAGUGGGCGGCCUGAACUCAGUUUCAAUUCCCCGCCAUUUUGCCACACGUCUUCCCCCACUCUCUCUUUGCAGUUUCUGACUUUCUGAUGUGUGCUGUCUUUCAGUAGAGACCCCCAAAUAUGACCUCUAAAAGAAAGAAUAAGGUUUUCUUGGACUGUUUUGUCAAUUCAUACCUUUUGGUGAAGCCUGCAAGUACAAAAACUAGUUGCAAAUAGAAGUUACAAGUGUCCUUUAUUUAUUACUUUGGUGUCUGGUUGGUAAUUAGUGGGAUAUACAAAGGUAAAGUUGGUACCUGGGAUCUCCAGAUGCCAUUCAGAUACAUGCUGUGACUUACUUGUGGUUGAAUUACUUCUUGGAGUGUUUGUGUUUUGUGUGUUGUAUAUGCGCAGAUUUUUUCCUCUGAAACAUAUUUGUAAUGCACAUAGUUUUCUGAACAAUAAUUAGAAUUGUGAAAUGUCUGAGUGCUGACUCUGGACAUCUGCUUUGCACAUGCAUGUGCUGUAAUUCUUCAUUUGUGCACAUGUGGUUUGGUGGUGGACAGGAAUAGUUACAGAGGGAAAGGAACAAUACUGCAUUUGAAUAGAGCGGUCUAUUCCUGUCCAUCACUUCCCACUCUCAGUCCUCUGCUGAAUGGAAUAAAAUACCCCCUUUGAGAUAAGUAAGUCUGACCUCUACUUGUCACCCCAUAAAGGUUAACAUGUGUGGGACAGUGAGGUAGUGUUUUCAGGGUGAGUCACUGUCACGAACACGAAUGAGUCAUGAGACAGGCAACAAGAGGAAACGGGAGGGAAAAAAGACGAGUCGUGACGGUGUGUUAGAGACGGAAAAGGGCAGAAAAAGGGUGAAGAGGGGACACACAAAAUGUGAUAAUCAUGUGAGAUAGAGCUGUAAAGUCUCUCUGAAGUUCAAAAAACCGACAUCAGAGUUUUAUUGCAGAGGUUCAACAAGUUACAACAUUUUAAUUAAAUCCGCUGAGGGGAAGGAAGUCUUUCAUUAAAACAUGACAGAGAGAAUGUGUAAUGCUGCUGGAAUCGACUGAGUCAUGAGCGCUUUCAGCGUCUCAGUGAUGGAAAAUAAGUCCACAUGACCUCUGACCGCCACAUGAGUAUGAGGAGAUCACGUCCUCUUCAACUGUUCAUGAAGACAAACCUCGGUCUGAUCAUCACGUUUUAUUGGGGAAGAAAACAGAAUUAUUUUAGAUUAUUCAGUAGCAUUCAUCUUUUUAAAGUAUUGAUUCCAGUAUUGAUCACCUAAAAUAAUCUCUUUUACUAAGUGUGUGAUCAUAGUUGUUCAGAUGUAGUUGAUGUUACGAUGUGUGUUCAUGAAAGUUGUGAAAGAUAGUUCGUGUUUACUUUUUGUCUCAUGGAUUAGAUUAAAGAAAACAUGUCUGGCUAAAUUACACAUAAAACAAACAUCAGACUUUGCUUAUUUUCUUAACAGCACAGAUGACGGCUGUUAUGGAAAAAUCGCUGCUUGAUUUUUGUUGGAGAUUAACUUAAUUUUUCUAUCGUGAGUAAAAGUACACUGAGCACUUUGAAAAUAGAUUUUGUAACUUAUGAGGCUAAGACUUCCUCUUUUUGGACCCUUUCUAUCAUUUAUGUAAUUUUAUUUAAUUCUGUAAUUUAAUGAUGUUUUUGGUGUACUUCUAAGAAAAAAAAGGCAAUACUAAAAUCGUGUGUUUGUGCUCCUCUCUCCUCAGAGCGCUGUCUAGAAGAUCAUGAGCUGGUGGUUCAAGUGCAGGCCUCCAUGAACAGUGACAGCAGAUUCCUCUUCAGGAAAAACUAUGCCAAAUAUGAGUUCUUCAGAAACCCUCUGGUAAUUGCUUUUGUUUACGUAGCUCGUCACUCAUGACAUCCUCUUUGUCAAGUUAUGCGACACAAUGACAUACUCAGUGUUAGCCUGUGGCAACAACCUCUCAUGGAUUUUCAUCUCUGUUUUUUAAUUUUUCUUUAUCUCGUCUGAACUUUUUUGACAAAGAUUAUUUAGAUAAUUCAAAACAAACACCUACAUUUCUUUCUGCUUUAAGUAUAGCAAAGUUUUAAAACUAUUUGUCUUGGAUUUAUAGAUUUCCAUCUUUGAAAAAGAGAUGUUCAAAGACAGUUUCCUUGUGCUACUUGCUUUAAAGAGAGAAAACAUUUCUUUCUCAUCAUGUACUCUAAUAAAAUUCAGUGUCAGCUGACUCUUGAUGAGAUUUGCAUGAUGUCGCUUAUUCACAUAUUCCUCUCAGCGGCUGAUAUUUUCUGUCUGCCUGCCUCUCUUCCACCAGACGUUCUUCCCGGAGCACAUGGUUGCAUGGUGCCAGGAAAGCAGUCGUACGAUUCCACCAUCUCAGCUCCUUCAGGUACAUACAACAAACACACACACACGUAGACACACAUUUCUCUCUCUCUCUCUCUCUCUCUCUCUGUCUCUCUCUCGUUCUCUCCUCUUCCUGACACGCACACAGCUCAGUUUACCUUGGAGUCAGCAGCCGCCACAUAGUGUACAAUCAAGCUGACAUAGCUCACCUCUGACCCUGAGACAGUGUGUCUCGUCAGAGCCUGCAGUAAUAACUACUGUUGAUCCCCUGUUGACACAUGACUGUCUCGGCACACGCACCGCAGGCCCGACACUCACGACGGAUGGAAUUAGGCAGUCAGAAAUAGAACACUCAGUUCCUCACCCGCCUACCGGGUGUUUGCAUAGCACAAAUUCAUACACCUGUGUCAUGCUAUCACACACCCAUCUCACAAAAGGCACACAGAUAAAAGGAAAAAGUCUCAGAUCUUUGGGAUUUUGUCGAGCUUUGGUCUGAAUGUGCGGAGGGUUUCUCUCUCCUGGAUCAAGUAAUGGAGCUGUCAGAGGCAGAGCCACCGCUGCAAUCCUUUUCCUUCAUGCUCUGCACUCACAGAAAGCUUUAAACUCUCCCGCUCAUCACACAGAGAUUGUGCUCUGUUAUGCUCUACAUAGAGGAGUCAAUAAAUGAAAGGGGAUGUGGUAAGCCUGGGAUGUGUCAGGAAUCUUUAGUGUUUGAUUAACUUUAAACGCAACAUCUUCAUCUGCAGUUCAGUCCAAACAAGAAAUGCUCUCUGACCUGAACUCAACCAGGUGUUUGUGCAUUAUUCGCCAUUAUGCAAGACGCAUAUGUCAACAGAAAUCAGCGAACUGUAGCGCCUGGAAGAGAAAGCUUUUUUGCACGAUUGCUACAUGUGAGCGUGACUCCGCAGAUGUCGGAAAAAAAGCUCAUGCGUGAGGCUCAAGGUACGAUGUUUCCAAAACACUGGGGAACAUGUGCUUUAAAUAUUGAAGAGUCCUCUGGAACAGCUCACCUCCCAGCCGCAAGCCACAAAAUCCAAAUCAGCUCUAUUAACUCAAGCUGCCACUUCAUGGUGUGAAACUUAAAAUACUUCUGACACUCUCUAGACAACCGAGGCCUUAAGGUCUCCUUAUAGGAAUGAUGUGCAUGUUGACUUUGUGUACCCUCUGGGUUUGUCUUGGCAGGCACACGACAUAAGUUUGAAAGUAUGAAAUAUUGUUUUCUUUUCUCCUUUUUUUUUGUCAUUAAUUGAGGUGUUUGUUGAGGGAGACAGAGCAUGUUGAUGAGUCUCGUGAAAAGAGAAACAAACAAGCGAACAUCACGAGUUUGCAGGGAUGCUAAUUUACAUCCGAAGUUUUUUUUUUGGCAGGUGACGAUAACAGAAACACAAUAAAAGACAAUACACGUUUAUAAAUAUACAUUACACAUCGUGAUUGUUGAAAAGACUUCAGAGAGCCUGCUCAAAAACAUACAUAAAUUAUGCAUACACUGUCGUCUGCACCCUUUGAUUUUCAGACACGAGCACAGUCUCUCACCCUAACAUGGCCCCUUUCUUAAUUGUGUUGGAAUUUAAGCUGUCGCACAUCUCAGCCAUCAGCUGUCACUCUUUAUCUCACUCACUCACUGAUGCAAGAAGCCCUCGUGGCGCUGCACUCUUUGACAUAAAGCAAUCACCUCCCGUCUGCGAUGCCUCUACAGAUGCUUUCUGCUGCAGUCUUUGGUAUUCUGCUGUGACGGCGACAGAGAGCUUACAGGCUUCAGAUGGGAUACAGCGUCUCCCACUCCCGAGGCGGAGGACUCUUUUUGGAGGAUAUUAUAGAGUGAAAAAUCCAAACUUUCCUGUGCUGAAGCCCUGCUUUGUGUCUCUUCUUCUUCCUCUUAUAGAACUUCUUAGCAGCCAGCAGCUGUCCAGAGAUUCAGGGUUAUUUGUAUGUGAAGGAGGUGGGGAGAAAGUCUUGGAAGAAAGUUUACAUGUUCCUGCGGCGCUCGGGUCUCUACUGCUCUACAAAAGGAACCUCAAAGGUAACAGACGCUCUUUCUUUUUAUCUUCAAGGGAAGGAGUUUAUGUUGUAAUUUUAUACGCUCAACUAUAAAAUGUAACAGUAAUAACAUAGUAAAUCUUCCAGAUUGAAAGUAAUUACCUUUAAAAAAAAAUCCUCCUUUUAUUUAUGGUGGUCUCUUCUUUGACGGCAUACCUCCAGGCUGUGUUUCCCUGUGAUGUGCAGACUUAUUAAUUAUUUCUGUCUGCAGGAGCCCCGACAUCUACAGUUACUAGCAGACCUUGAAGACAGCAACAUCUUCACCGUCAUCACAGGCAAAAAGCUGCACGGUGCUCCCACAGACUACGGGUUCUGUAUCAAGGUGAGGCUCAAGUGAAGGGAGACUAAUUCAUAUAAAACUUGAAAAUCUGUGCUCUUACUCAUAAAACUUUUAAUCUGCAGCCCAAUAAAGGUCGAGGGGAGGUGAAGGAGUUGAGGAUGCUGUGUGCCGAAGAUGAACAGGGCAGGAUAUGUUGGAUGACGGCCUUCAGACUCUUUAAGGUAAAAGUACGACUCUCUCUAGAUUAUGCGACAUAGAUGUUGAAGCAAGCAGUGGGCGGGAACAACCUCUGAUGGGCAGCAACUAAAAAUUUAACUGAGCAAAUCACUCGUGAAGUAUUUUCUGUUUGUUUACCUCUUUGUUUCUUUUUCUCAACAGUAUGGGAUUGUUUUGUACCAGAACUACAAGAUUCCUCAACAGAGAAAAACCUUACUUUCACACUUCUCAGCACCUGUGGUAAGUUUACCUCUCAGUUCUUUAUUAGGGCAUCUCAGGUUUUACACAGUUUAAGAAAAUCUGUACAACUUUGUGCAGAAAUAAUGUCAAAAAUGUACAAAAGUAUGAACUGCAUUGAACACAGCUGCACCCCACUUUGUGUCCACAUUGUGACUCUUGUGUAUCUCUGUCUCCCUCUAGCGGAGUGUGUCAGAGAACUCCCUCGUGGCGAUGGAUUUCUCAGGGAGGAUAGGCAGAGUGAUUGACAACCCAGUAGAAGCUCAGAGCGCUGCCAUGGAGGAGGGACAUGCGUGGCGGGUGAGACACAGCAUCAGGUUUUCAGUUUACCUCUGUCAACAAAGCCAGGAGCGGAGCCUUGGAAACUGACUGCAGAUGGAACUAUUUAUUUAGCACAUGUAUUCAUGUAGCAACUUAUCCUCUCAGUGAAAGUGAGGAUUUGUCAGUUAUAGAAAGCAGGAAAAGAGGGAUGGGUGAAGAUCAUCUGCAAAAUAUUAGUGUCAGAUAUCUUGACUUGGCUCUCAUUUUUUCUGGUGUGUACAAUCUAGUCUGAUGACCAUCUCUGGAUUGUCCUGUAUGAACUAAUCCCUGUUUUAUCUGUCUGUUUGUGGCCUCUUUCUCAGAAGAGGAGUCAACGAAUGAACAUAUUAGGUUCCCACAGUCCACUACACCACUCUUCACUAAACUCAGGUACAUGCACGGAAUUUAGUUUCUCUUUAUGGAGAUUAUUUUUUUCAGUUCAGUUCAAUUGAAAUAAACAGUAUAUUUCCCUGCAGUCAUCCAUAUGGCUCAGUUGUGGUUCCACGGCAGGAUAACAAGAGAGGAAUCUCAUCGGAUCAUCCACCAGCAGGGACAAGUAGACGGGUAAGAAAGCUGGAGCUUAAACUAGAUUUAAAUACGGAAAAAAAAGGUUUAUUUUAAGUGUUUUUUUUUUUUUCACCCUAACACCAUCUCCUUUUCUUGCUACACAGGUUGUUUCUGCUGAGAGUCAGUCAGAGUAACCCCAAGGCAUUUGUGCUCACGUUGUGCCAUCACCAGAAAAUCAAACAUUUCCAGAUACUACCGGUACGUUGCAUUUAUUGAUUAAUCUUCUUUUUCCUGAAUGUGUAAGAAAAACUAUUUUCCUUGAUAAAAAUAAUGAAAAUAAUGUCAUCACACUGGUUUCAAGGAGUGGCAACUCAAAAGUUCUGAAUAUUGAUGAACAAAAAAAGUGAUUGUAGUUAGGUGGGUGAAUAUAAGAAGUUGCACUGAAAUUAAAGUUCCCAUGAAGAACCUUUUGCUGGUUAUAAAACAGAUUGAAAUUAACAUUAAUGUCCCUUAUAGCCUAUAAAUGCAAAGUUGAAUAUAACCACCAAGGUGUACCACUUCCGUAUGUAAUUUUUUAAAGCCCAUAACUGCUGAGUGGGGUUAGGUAUCAGACAAAGCACUUUUUCAUUACGUUUACUGUAUGAUGACUGAUUUAUUUGACACAGCAGGAUAAGAUCAUGUGUCAGGAAACAUGACUUACACAUGUACAGGACAAGAUAAGCAAAAAUACAAGAGGUGCACUGUCCACAGGAGGUGCACAAAUCAAUGCAAACAAAAAAACCCUCACAGGAGCUUCAAAGUUUUAUAGUUUUAUUUUUUAGUCAUUUUAUUUGUAGCUCCAAACUCCCCAAACUUGUAAAGCCAAAGAGUGAUAUAUACUGUUGGUCUUAUCAGUUCUCUUCCUACCAUCUCCCUGCUUUCCUUUCCUGACAGUGUGAAGAGGACGGCCAACUCUUCUUCAGCCUUGAUGACGGCGCCACCAAAUUCACCGACCUGAUCCAGCUGGUGGAGUUCUACCAGCUCAACAGAGGAGUGCUGCCUUGUAAACUCAAACACCCAUGCACCGUCGUGGCCUUAUGACAUCAUCGGAUCAUCCGACCCCAUGAGCCCUAUCACUUGACCUGACUUUGCCUGAAACAAACACAACAACAAGAUUUUUUUUUGUUUUGUUUUUAUCUUUAUAAGAAGCUGGUGAAUGACUGAUGUUUCUCCGUUGUCGUUUUUUUUUUUUUUAUUGUUGAGAGUCCGCUGGAGACUGCUGACUUUGUUGGAUUCGUUUCAGUUUGCAUGGAUGUUUGAGGAAUCAGAUGCACAACCUGCUGAUGAGGUUCCUCAGUCAGGACUAGAGAAGAUAAAGGAAACGAACACUGCCGUUUGUGUCAAUAAAGUUGCGAAAUCUUCCACAAUCUUGCUACCCACAGUCAUCAAUAAGCUCGGACACAGUGACCCCUUGAGGUUUUUGUCUUUACUUCCCUUAAACUGGACUAUGAGCAGGACAAGCUGGACCACUCUGCUCUCUGACGACGAACUGUAGUCUUAUCAAACGUCCUCAAAGAUGAAACUGUAGACGGAGAGUUGAUUGUCUAUUUAGUUUUGCACUCAUCGAACUGGGAGUGGCCUUUGACGGUGCAUGACUUCAAAGCUGUCACAUUACUGAACUGAAAGAUGGUGCUGCCGCCCUCUAGUGUUGCAGACAUGUAAGGACAUGUCAGGAAUCAACACGGAUGGGAUGUAGGAGCGCCAGGAAGAGUCUCGCUUUUGAAUCAGAAUUUGUCAAAAAUCUGGAAUUUGUCAUAAAUAUUUCUUUAAAAAAAAAAAAAAAAAAAAGGAUUGUACAAAAAUCUGCAUUGUCCACUCUCAUAGAGUUUUAUUUGCUCAUCUUUGACCACACAGGGUUUUUGUUGGUGUUAUCUAAACUCUCUUGAAUUUUUUUCCACGUUCAGGUUUUUGUGACCCUCCAAUAUUGUCAUAAGCUAGAAUGAGCUCACUCUUUAUUAUUGAUGCUAUUGCACGUUCUGGUUUUGUUAAGUGUUUUCCAUACAACUUUCACAAAAUGACAAAGCAUGGUGUGAUACAGGGUCAAUCAUAAGUAAGAAAGCUGGGAGAAUAAUUUUAAACCAGGUAGACAUUUAUGGUGAUUGUAAUAUGCAAAAGUGAAACCAGGGGGGAAAUUAGCAAGUGCAGCAAUAUGCAGAAGUUCACAGCGAGCAAAGGCAGGAUGACACCUGUGGUUAAAGAUAAAGAUAGAGGAUAAUGAGUAUCAGUCUUCAUUCACUCACCACAGCACAGGGAAAAUAAACCACUUGCAUCUUCUUCAGGUAUUUUCUUGGGACAGCAAAUCAGUGGAAACGAAGUUGUCCUUGUUCUCGUUCACUUUUCACACAAAGCUACUCAAGUUCACUCCAGUUAAGUGAAAGUCGGUGAAUUUCUGUCUAACAUACAGUAAACAUGGUUAGGGACAGGGUUUGGUGUGCUGAUCCGUCUCUGAUUGAUCCUGUGCAUUACAUUCCACAUAAUACUGCCUUUUGUUACCUGGAAGUACUUGUGAACCGACCGUAUCACACUUACACCUGCCUGCUGUGUACCACCUGUGUGUGACAGGUACACUGUCCACUGCUGUUGUUAUAGUCAAACAGAAAUACAUAAGUGGUAUUUAAGGAGUGUGGCAGCAACAAAAAACUGGAAACUUUAGCAUCGAAGACCUUAGGCUGCCAAAAAUAUGGUCCUACCUUUUUGGCUUCUUUGACCCGUGCCCUGUAAUUUGAAUUUAUCGAAGGGGAUUUAAGAGAACAGAUGGAAAGCUGAGGAUAUACAACUGUAAUUGAAUUAGUUUGAAAGCAAAGGAUACACCCAUCCUUGCCUCAAAUGGUACAACUUCAGCAGAAAUCGAUCGCUCACUAAUGCCAGCCAAGGUCAGUCAAAAUAAAGGAGAGUUUCAAUGCUGGAGCACCUAUAAUUAACCAUCAUGGAAGGACCUUGGCUCAAAUGUCCUUUUGGGUGGAUAAGGAUCCUGUUUUUGUAGUGACUUUUUCUUAUAACUCAACCGAAUGGAUAAAACAUAAAGGGCAAAGCACAGUUGUAUGAAAUUCUGGGAAAACAACAAGUUAAUGCACAAAGUUAUUUUGAGUACAUGUCUCCAAGGAAAAGAUAUAGACCUUUCACUUCCAGUAAAUUCAAUUGACAGUCACCUGUGUUGGAAUUUCUCAUCACACGAUCUCUUUUGUCCUUUAUUUUUGUAAUUCUAUCAGAACAAUCUAAAAACCCUCCCCAUAUAAGUUUUUAGUCCAAGCACUUGCUGUAGCUCCGAUCACAAGCCAGCAGAUAGAUAUCUGUUUUUUUUUUGGAUUGCAACACCCACAGUCAUUAGUGACUCCCUGCAGGUUGUCUUAAAGUAUGAUGAACAUCUGAGAUGCAGAAUAGCAGCACCAUAAAGACUCUCGGUGCAUGGACACCGUUAUUUAUCUGAGAUGCAUAAAAUGACUCAAUCAUUUUUUUAAGUAUUGUUGCAGAAAAAAAAUGUAUUUAUUUAUCUGGAUGUCACUGAUUACUUGAAAUUUUUAGAUUUCUGUUUUUUUCUUGGCGCUGUGCUAUACUGUUUUCUUUUGUCAUUUCCAUGAUAUAAUUGACCCGUGUGAUUUCUUAUUAAUAUGAUGAUGAUGAUAAUUACUGUAAUGACAUAGAAUCUAUUGGUGAACUUUGUUUCCUUUUGUUAAAUCCAUUCAAAAACGAUUCUUUUCAUCAUCAGAACUUGUGACAAAGUGAUGUUUGAAGCACACUGGCAUCAGCGGUGUUACCAUUAUUGUUCCAGUAUACUAAAACAAGAGGAGUGUUGUGAAAUUGAAAUCAAAAAGAAAUCCCCAGUUUCUCAAAGCAUGAACAAUUAGUUGUUUUAAACUUUUUCUUUGCCCAGAUUUUUAAGGAUAUCAUCUUUUUUGAGAAGUCCAACCCUAAAUCCUUACUUUGUGCUGGCCUUUUGUAGAAAAUAUCAAAGUGAAAGCCACAUGGAAACAUCUUCAAUUUCGCCAUUUAGCACUUUGCCAUGCCCAGAUUAGAUUUAAUCAAAGAAAUACUUCACUUGAUCCCACCCUUUUUAACCUGUAAAAACUGCGAUGAACAGGGAUGUCUUGAUUUAUCAAUGCAGAGUUUAAGUUAAAUUUGCAGGGAUUCUGUCUCUUAUAUUCGGUGUGUCAUCUGGGUAAUAACAAAAGAUGUUUUGUAAUGCCGAAAGUCAUCUUAAGCUAUUGAUAUGUCACUGUAAUGUUAGCUAGCUGUUUCUAGUUUCUAAACAUGAGUCCCCUGAGGUUUUCACAUUCAUCAUCACUCUCACUUUAUUGCAAUUUUUCUGUCUGAUGCAAAUGAAAGCAGGUGUCAGCAUGUGAAGGAUCAGGGUUUGCAGGGUCUUAAAUGCAAAAGGCAACUAUUAAAAAAAAAGUAAGCUAAGAUUAGUGGUAACAGGAAAAGACAUCAGGGGUUUAAUAACCAUGUUAUUACUCUUAACAGAAAUGAAUGUAACUGGGUUGCUCAGGGUUGAUUGGAGCAUGUUCAAAACUACUGGAUCAUCAGAUCUCUGGGACUCAUAUGUGCAAGUGAUUCAUUAAUAAUUCAGUUUGAUUAAUCUGGGACUUUUCUGCGCUCUGUGCACCUCUAUUCUGCUGGUUGACUUGAAACACCCGCUCAGCAGAACAGAGUAGAUCCAGUUCUGUUCAAAGAGUACAAUUAACACAGUACAGUUUAAGUUUAGCCAUUAAUAAAAAGACCUCUCAGUAGGUCUGCCUACCUGAGCUUCUAAUGAGCUUCAUCUGUAACAGUCACCUUUUCAACCUGGCAAUAAAUCCUACUUCUAAUGGAAGAGACACUGCAGAUUUCUCUGAUCACUCCUCUUCCUCUGCACAACCAGACAUAACAUGUGGACCAAAUGACAGACAAAGUUACUGUUCAUACUAAAAACUUUACAUAAUACCGCUCAGAAAGUGGCACUACUUAUAAUUCUGGUUUUACAAAAACACUCAAAUGCUCUUGUUUUUUUAGUUUCAGUUUAUUUUGGAGUUGGACAUAAAUUUGGCCCAAUCCUGCAAACAUGGAUAAAUCUGUAUCAUCUUGACUCUUGUGCAUUUUCAUUGUCACAAUGCAAGAUACUGUGGCUGUACAAAUGAGUAAAGAAAAAAAAUAUAUCUAUAUAUAAUAAAAUAUAAACUAUUAUGUAUUUCAGGGAAUGCAAAAAAAGAAAACAGUAACUUUUCUCUGUUCUGUAAGAGAGAGCUUCUGUAUUCAAAUGUGCUUUGCUUCAAUCUGUAAAUAGUUGAAUGGCUUAUAAAUCUUAAUUGUAACCUUUUCAGGUAUUUUUGUACAAAUAAGGGACUGAUAUAUUCUGUUUAUUGUAAUUAGAAUAAAACAUUAAUACAUUGAUAUAAAAACAAAGGCUGUGUCUGUCUUUGGGUAAAACUGCCUGUAGAAACAAUUGCUUCUUAAUACUAUUGUAAAAGAGUUGUUUAAAAGUGCGUUUAAAUAAACCUUAAUGAAUGUCCAUAGGUCAUUAUAACUGAUGUAUUUCAGAUUUAGGGGUGUGCAGAAACUGAAAAUGUUGCAAAUUGCAUGCAAGUAGAUAGAUGUACACUUUGAAAUAGCAAGUCUUCAUUUGUCCACUAGGUGGCACAAUCUUACAAGUUCAAAGGCAUAAAAUACAGAUUUGGUAAAUAUACAUGGUAAACAGUUUGGCGACUACAGAUGAAGAGGAAAAAUAACUUGUGCAGAUAAUAUUUUAUGCAACACAUGAAAUGAAGACAAUGUUGAGGAGUCACAGAGCUGAAAGGCUGCACUGAUCCUGAGGAGGCGUGACCCCUAUGACACCAUGUCACUCCUUUUGGAUUACCAGUCAUGCAAACACAGUGAUGUUACAAGACUUGAGGUUUUGUAACAGCUGAAGAAAGAUUAACAUGUCUGGACUUUUGCAAUUGCUUUUAAUGCAAGAAAAAACUAAAGGUGCUCUUUUAUGGUAUAUUAAGUUACAUAUCAGAUGGGAAAAAAUUAAUAUAAGGAUGUCAGAUCAUCAGGCAAGUUAGCUGAAAUGAAAAAGUGUGAUUGAAUUUUUUGAUAACAUUGAAAGAAUAAAAGAUCUCUGAUGAUCUGAGUUCAGAUAUUAACAAUCUCACAGGAAGCACAAACUGGAAAUUUGUGCCACCAUAGUUAAGACGAGGGAACAUGCUGUACAAGGAGCUAUUUAUGAGAAGAGAAAGUGGUCUAAUGAGUGACUUGUUAAAUUACAUCAACUGUUGAAGGAUUUUCACAAAGUUCUCAUCACUUCUAUUUUUCACCACACCAUUAACAGGAAGCAAUCAAUAUUUAUUUAUUGAUUAUAUUGGAAAAGGAAUCCUGAAUUUGAUGAAUUAUUGUAACUUUUAGUUUUGAGAAGCUUAUUAGGGGAUCCAACAAAGCUCAAAGGCUCUUUUAACCACCACUACACUACAAUGGAAGAAGGUAGCCUAUGGGAACAUGGCAGUGUUGAAUUGGCCCCCAGAUACCCAAAUUGAUUAUUCAUGGGAUGUGCUGAACAAUCAAGAGUCACCGAGUCCCCAACAGGCAACUUCCCAGACUUAUAAGAAUCUGCUACUAAUAUCUCAGUGCCAGACACCAUGUCACACUUCCAAGUGAGUGCAUGUCUCUUAAGGACAAGGCUGUUUGGCCCAGACCUGACAUGGGAACAUUGUGAUCUCAGUGAUUGGCAGGUGAUCAUAAUGUUGUGGCAGAUCAAUCUUUAACAGCCUUCCACUCCUAGCAGACUAUCCCAGUGAUAAAAUUUUGCAUUUUUAUCCUUUUUUCAAAGUUUAGACCAGACUUCAAGAGGAAUGGUUAAAAAGAAAGCAGGAGACGCCAGAAUAUUAAAGUUAAAGCUCCUGCGGGGAGUGACCAUGAUAAAGUUAGCUCAUGUGCUGGUGAGCUCCUUCUUUUGCAUGCUAGUAUACUGAGGUUCAUACUUCACUCAGGCACCUCUGUGCUGUAUGUACAGCCUCUAAAACCACAUAUAAAGGUGGUUUGGCAAAGUGAUAGUAUCAUUCAAGACUCUUGCACUUUGCCAAACUUCAUACAGCUAGUAUCUAACCUGACCUUGUGACUCAUCUCUAGAUUACUGCAAUGAACCAAGGGAAUAAAAUACUUUUUUCUGUUAAAACACAACCUCUGUGUUAUAUUUUGGUUAAAGUGUGAUCUCAAGUGACCAAACUGUUGGAAACCACUGUGUCAGCAGCCCAUACAUACAGUCCCAGCUCCAGCUGAGUGUAAUCAUUUCCCUCUUUAGGUGGCAGGGGUAUACCUUUAAAAUAUUGUUGUUCCUCUAAUAACCAGUAUGUGCAGGGGAUAAACAGAAACAUGCAAAUGUUGUAUAACCUUAAUUCUGGUCUGGUUCAUCAGAGACACACGUUUCAUAUAGUAGCUCACAGCAACAGAAUUUUAGCAGAAUUUUAGCAGGCUGAGUUUUUUUGCUGUUGUGUAUCCCUUUUGCUGAACUCUAACAACUGUACGUGCAAAGAACAAACAUAAAACUGCUUGGUAAAUGUUAAAUUGACCUUCUGUCUGUGGUUUAAGAAUCAAAGUAUGAGUAAUCAAAGCAUUAAGUAUCAAAAUUUCCCCAGACCGCAGAAGAAUUCUGUCAGAAUCACAUCUGAAGUGAACCAGCUCAAAGUUCAGUUCACACAGUUAAAAAUGAUAUACAUUGAGUUCUUUGUUUAUUUUAUUUAUUUGUUUUUUGUUUGCUUGUUUUUUUAUGAAAAAAAUAUGUACUACAUUCAAACCCUAAAAAUGAACUAGUUCAUAUGCACUUUGUUUCUGCUGAACCUAAAUUAUCCAUCAACAGAGCCUCCUAUGCUUAGAUUUUUAGUCCUCAAUCACUGACAUUUCCCAAAUAAACACAUAAUCAAAUUCUAACAAUACAAAAUCAUGGGUUGAUAUUUAGGCCUUGCUGAAAAACAACACUUAAAUAGAGAAUUUAAUUUUAGCCAUUUUGCCAAUAACACAUUCAAAAUACAUCAGUUUGGGAAACUUGAAAUCAAAAAGCAUUUGUUGGAAGAAAAUUCAACUCAAGAUUACGACUUUUACACCAAACACAUUAGAAAAACCUGCCCUGUAGCUGACGAUGUGGAAGUGAUGGUUUUUCUGCGAGCAGACACAACCUCAUCAAG
Xyrichtys novacula (pearly razorfish) is the source of this 77216-nucleotide messenger RNA. Lineage: Eukaryota; Metazoa; Chordata; Actinopteri; Labriformes; Labridae. The record is from the annotation of a GenBank genome assembly.